AUGCCUGGACGGAACAGGUACAAUCUGGUGGACGAUGUGGUGGAUUCGCCGGUCCCCCUCGACAAUGAAGAGGCGUACCAACACGGGAUCCAUUUCCAAGCGAAGGUGAAAUUCACGGCUAAAUAUUCUAUAAUAAACAAUUAAGGCCCUUUGAUGUUUUUCCUAUAUAGCUUUUAUUUGUCUUUCCCAAUCGCGCGUCUUGAAACAAUUCCGCCGUCACGUUGUUAUCAUUUGGUGUCCGACUUCAAAAGUCUCAUUCGGUGUGGCUGAAUAAACUCAACUCCAUAGUGAAGAAAGUUUCUGAUUAACUCUACCAAUGGGAGUGAGAAACUCAUCAGAAACUUUCUUCACCAUGGAGUUGAGUUUAGUUGGCUACAUUCGGGUUAGCCGAUAGUUUUCUUUAUUACAUGGCUGCGUUAUUAAGUUCAGGACAGUUGCAAAUGUGUGGUAGCCUGAGGACAUGACUUAUUUCUAGUGGCUUUAGAUACUUUAUCAAUAAUUCCCCCAGCCAAUAAUAUGCUUUCUAGUAGUAGGUUUUCUAAACCUGCAAACGUUCAUAUUUCCUUCCAUCUCUGUAGGUCCUACUUUCACUAGAGUACUCAAUAUUGACUGUUCUUAAGUUGUUCUUGCUCAAACUAUUGGUAAUUGAUUUCUCAAAACUAGGCUAAACAGAAAACACAGAACAUUUUCCCAUUUUGAGUAUUUAAAACGCAUAGAAUAUAACCCUAAUGAUAUUAUGAUAUAUAUAUAAUAUAAUGAUAUUUGAGAUUAUUUGAGAUUAAUCCUACAAGAUGCUUAUAUAACACUAGUGUCCUAUACCAGUAUAAUAACAGUCGAAAGUAAAUAACUAGUUAUAUAUUGCAUUCAGAAAGUAUUCACACCCCUUGACUUUCCCACUUUCUGUUGUGUUACAGCCUGAAUUUAAAAUGGAUUGCAUUUAGAUUGUUUGUCACUGGCUUACACACAAUACCCCAUAAUGUCAAAGGGGAAUUAUACUGAACAAAAAUAUAAAUACAACAUGAAAGUGUUGGUCCCAUUUUUCAUGAGCUGAAAUAAUAGAUCUCAGAAAAUGUCCAAGUUUCCAAAUAGCUUAUUUCUCUCCAAUUUUGUGCACACAUUUGUUUACAUCCCUGUUAAUGAGCAUUUCUAAUUUGCCAAGAUAAUCCAUCCACCUGACAGGUGUGACAUAUCAAUAAGCUGAUUAAACAGCAGAGCUGUAGCUAGAGAAUUGAAUGUUAAUUUCUCUACCAUUAGCCACCGUUUCAGGGAAGCGCAUCUGCGUUCUCGUCGUCCUCACCAGGGUCUUGACCUGACUGCAGUUUGGCGUCGUAACCGACUUCAGUGGGAAAAUGCUCACCUUUGAUGGCUAUUGGCACGCUGGAGAAGUGUGCUCUUCACGGAUGAAUCCCGGUUUCAACUGUACCGGGCAGAUAGCAGACAGCAUGUAUGACGUCGUGUGGGCAAAAGGUUUGCUGACGUCAACGUUGUGAACAGAGUGCCCCAUGGUGGCCUUGGGGUUAGGGUAUGGACAGGAAUAAGCUACAGACAACAAACACAAUUACAUUUUAUCGAUGGCGAUUUGAAUACACAGAGAUACCGUGACGAGCUCCUGAGGCCCAUUGUCGUGCCAUUCAUCCACCGCCAUCACCUCAUUUUUCAGCAUGAUAAAUAUCCUGGAAGCUGAAAAUGUCCCAGUUCUACCAUGGCCUGCAUACUCACCAGACAUGUAACCCAUUGAGCAUGUUUGGGAUGCUCUGGAUCGACGUGUACAUCGGCGUGUUCCAGUUCUUGCUAAUAUUCAGUAACUUCGCACAGCCAUGGAGGAGGAGUGGGACAACAAUCAACAGCCUGAUCAACUCUAUGCGAAGGAGAUGUGUUGUGCUGCAUGAGGCAAAUGGUGGUCACACCAGAUACUGACUGGCUUCUGAUCCACGUCCCUACUUUUUUUUAAGGUAUCUGUGACCAACAGAUGCAUAUCUGUAUUCCCAGUCAUGUGAAAUCCAUAGAUUAGGGCCUAAUGAAUUUAUUUCAAUUGACUCAUUUCCUUAUAUGAACUGUAACUCAGUAAAAUCUUUGAAAUUGUUGCAUGUCGCGGUUAUAUUUUCGCUCAGUGUAUGUUUUUCAUUUUUUUAAACAAAUGAAUUACAAAAUAAAAGCUGAAAUGUCUUGAGUCAAUAACUAUUCAACCCCUUUGUAUGGCAAACCUAAAUAAGUUCAGGAGUAAAAAUGUACUUAACAAGUUACAUAAUAAGUUACAUGGACUCUGUGUGCAAUAAUAUUGUUUAACAUGACUUAAUGACUUAAUUCUUCAAGCUCUUUCAAUACAUGUUAGAAUCACAUUUGGCAGCGAUUACAGCUGUGAGUCUGUCUGGGUAAGAGCUUUCCACAGUAUUGUGGAGUAACUACAAUGUUGUUGAUCCAUCCUAAGUUUUCUCCUAUCACAGCCAUUAAACUCUGUAACUGUUUUAAAGUCACCAUUUGCCUCAUGGUGAAAUCCCUGAGCGGUUUCCUUCCUCUCCGGCAACUAAGUUAGAAAGGAUGCCUGUAUCUUUGUAGUGACUGGGUGUAUUGUUACAGCAUUCAAAGUGUAAUUAAUAACUUCACCAUGCUCAAAGGGAUGUACAAUGUCUGCUUUUUUAUUUUACCCAUCUACCAAUAGGUGCCCUUCUUUGCGAGGCAUUGGAAAACCUCCCUGAUCUUUGUGGUUGAAUCUGUGUUUGAUAUUCACUGCUUGACUGAGGGACCUUACAGAUAAUUGUAUGUGUGGGGUACAGAGAUGAGGUAGUAAUUUUUAGUCCUGAACUUAUUUAGGCUUGCCAUAACAAAGGGGUUGAAUACUUAUUGACUCAAGACAUUUCAGCUUUUCGUUUUAAAUUAAUUUGCAAACAUUUCAAAAAACAUAAUUCCGUUGUGUGUAGGCCAGUGACACAUUGUUUUUCUGAAGGCACUAUAUAGGCUUACACAAUAUGAGUAGGCUACAUGUAAUUCAUGUGACUUGCGACAGCAGCCACACUUUAGAUAUUGUAAGAAUUAUUUCUGACUUAUAGUUAUUAUUAUCCUUUACAAUGCUGCUCCUCUUACACCGUUUAAGCUAGAAAGGUCGUUCAGACUUCUGUCUUUUAUACUUGUUAAUCUAUUAAAGUUGAUCAACAACAAAUAUAUAUAUAUAUGUAUAUAUAUGUAUUUGCAUCGAUUAGCAUAAAAGAACCGACCAACAGUAACUCUUGAAUCAUUCAAGCUAGAGACACCAAACCAAUUUUCUUAUGUUCAGGCUAUCCUAUCCACUGACACAAACAUACUUUUAAAGUGCUGAAGCAAGUCACAACAUUUUUGUUCAUAGAAAAUUACCAUCUAGUUAUUAUUAUUAGGUGGGACUUGCAAAGCAAAAGUCAUGACUUAAAAUCUUCGUUAGACUUAUUAUUAUUCUCCACGCUACUCCUUAAGCUAGAAAUGCCUUUCAAACUUUAAAACGUGUAUAAAGGUCUGCAAUAGUGUGCUAUUUUAACUUUUUGAUAUCUUAUACUUUUUAAACUAUAAUUUUUUCAUUCACAUAAAGGGAAACUUCAACAUUGUUCAACUUCGUAUUCAUCAUCGCCAGCACAACCCAAACACCGACAUAUGUGAAAAAGAUAGCGGAAGAAAAGUGUUUCCAAUGACAUCAUUGGUGAGCAUCGUGUGAUUUGAACUAAUUAUGAGUAGGCAUUGCAUACUAAUUGUCUACUAAUUGGUUGAUGAUGACAGAGCCCUCCACUACCUCUCCACAACCUUCCCCCUCUCGAAGGUACCCUGUAAGGGCUAGGUGCACGCCCACUUACCUUAAUGACUUUACAGCUCCAUAGUCCACACCAAACACCUUGAACGGGGACAGAGUUACAGGUCAUAUAAGGAAAUGAGUCAAUUUAAAUAAAUGAAUUAGGCCCUAAUCUAUGGAUUUCACAUGACUGGGCAGGGGUGCAGCCAUGGAUGGGCCUGGGAGGGAAUAGGCCCACCCACUGGGGAGCCAGGCCCAGCCAAUCAGAAUGAGUUUUUCCCCACAAAAGGGUUUUAUUACAGACAGAAAUACUCCUCAGCACCCCCGUCACCCCUCCUCAGAUGAUCCCGCAGGUGAAGAAGUCUCCCGAGUGGCGCAGUGGUCUAAGGCACUGCAUCGCUGUGCCACUAGAGAUCCUGGUUCGAAUCCAGGCUCUGUCGUAGCCAGCCGCGACCGGGAGACCCAUUGGGCGGCGCACAAUUGGCCCAGGGUAGGGGAGGGAAUGGCCGGCAGGGAUGUAGCUCAGUUGGUAGAGCAUGGCGUUUGCAACGCCAGGGUUGUGGGUUCAAUGCCCAUGGGGGGCCAGUAUGAAAAAUAAAAACAUUAUGUAUGCACUCACUAACUGUAAGUCGCUCUGGAUAAGAGUGUCUGCUAAAUGACUAAAAAUGUGAAAGAAGUCCUGGGCUGGCGUGGUUACACAUGGUCUGCGGUUGUGAGGCUGGUUGGACGUACUGCCAAAUUCUCUAAAACCAAAUGAACAUUAAAUUCUCUGGCAACAGCUCUGUUGAACAUUCCUGCAGUCAGCAUGCCAAUUGCACACUCCCUCAAAACUUGAGGCAUUGUGUUGUGUGACAAAACUGCACAUUUUAAAGUGGCCUUUUAUUGUCCCCAUCACAAGGUGCACCUGUGUAAUGAUCAUGCUGUUUAAUCAGCUUCUUCAUAUGUCACACCUGUCAGGUGGAUGGAUUAUCUUGUCAAAGGAGAAAUGCUCACUAACAAAAUUUUUCUUGAGUUUUGUCAGAGUUUAGAGUGACCAAAAGUAGCUAACAGCUAACUGCUCUCAACAAGAAGUACAACAUUACAAAUCUUUUCCGGCAUGUGAGAUAAUUAACUUGCUAUCUGUAAUAUUGUAUAGCUUUGGAAUUGUGACAUUAGGCACGUUUCUCGACUCAUACCCUGACUUUGAGAAGGGAUUGCGUGACGAUUAGCUUAGAAACCUCGUGCCACAGCAUGACAACGUGAACGCGACUGGUCGACAGUCUGCUAGGUGGGGCGAUAUACGUUCCUCCAUUCAUUGCCCAAUGGGAUUCCUCCUUUCUUUUUUUUCAAUUUAAAGUUUAAAGUUUUCUUGUUUUUCAAUCAACAAACAAAACACAUUCCACAUUCACAGAUGUGGCAGACAUAAAUAAUAUAAUAAUAAAAUAUCAAACAAACACAUUUGCAGCAGCACUAUCUGUGAUCAUGUUAGCUAUUUCCAGCUUUAGCUGAGACAACGAGCAAAUAAUUCGUUUUUACAGCACCUGUAAAUAUGUAUAUACACUCAUUUCCCUAAUCACCCCCCAUCCCUAAUCCCCCAUCCCUAAUCAUAGUUGAGUAGUGGAGACCAGAGUCUAUCAAACCUGGGCUGUCUCUUGCGGAGGUCAGUGAGCUUUUCAAGAGGAAGAAAGUCAACAAUCUGGUCAAUCCACAUUUUAAAUGUAGGUCAAGAAUUAGAAGCCCACAGUAGGAGAAUACAUUUCUUGGCAAAGUAUGUUUUAUUUUUUAUUUUUUUUAUUUCACCUUUAUUUAACCAGGUAAGCCAGUUGAGAACAGGUUCUCAUUUACAACUGCGACCUGGCCAAGAUAAAGCAAAGCAGUGCAAUAAAAACAACACAGAGUUACAUAUGGGGUAAAAAACAUAAAGUCAAAAAUACAACAGAAAAUAUAUAUACAGUGUGUGCAAAUGUAGCAAGUUAUGGAGGUAAGGCAAUAAAUAGGCUAUAGUGCAAAAUAAUUACAAUAGUAUUAACACUGGAAUGCUAGAUGUGCAAGAGAUUAUGUGCAAAUAGAGAUACUGGGGUGCAAAAGAGCAAAAUAAAUAACAAUAUAGGGAUGAGGUAGUUGGGUGGGCUAAUUUCAGAUGGGCUGUGUACAGGUGCAGUGAUCGGUAAGGUGCUCUGACAACUGAUGCUGAAAGUUAUUGAGGGAGAUAAGAGUCUCCAGCUUCAGAGAUUUUUGCAAUUCGUUCCAGUCAUUGGCAGCAGAGAACUGGAAGGAAUGGCGGCCAAAGGAGGUGUUGGCUUUGGGAAUGACCAGUGAGAUAUACCUGCUGGAGCGCAGACUACGGGUGGGUGCUGCUAUGGUGACCAAUGAGCUAAGAUAAGGCGGGGAUUUGCCUAGCAGUGAUUUAUAGAUGGCCUGGAGCCAGUGGGUUUGACGACGAACAUGUAGUGAGGACCAGCCAACAAGAGCGUACAGGUCACAGUGGUGGGUAGUGUAUGGGGCUUUGGAGACAAAACGGAUGGCACUGUGAUAGACUACAUCCAAUUUGCUGAGUAGAGUGUUGGAGGCUAUUUUGUAAAUGACAUCGCCGAAGUCAAGGAUCGGUAGGAUAGUCAGUUUUACGAGGGCAUGUUUGGCAGCAUGAGUGAAGGAGGCUUUGUUGCGAAAUAGGAAGCCGAUUCUAGAUUUAACUUUGGAUUGGAGAUUCUUUAUGUGAGUCUGGAAGUUGAGUUUACAGUCUAACCAGACACCUAGGUAUUUGUAGUUGUCCACAUACUCUAGGUCAGACCCGUCGAGAGUGGUGAUUCUAGUCGGGUGGGCGGGUGCCAGCAGCGUUCGAUUGAAAAGCAUGCAUUUAGUUUUACUAGUGUUUAAGAGCAGUUGGAGGCUACUGAAGGAUUGUUGUAUGGCAUUGAAGCUCGUUUGGAGGUUUGUUAACACAGUGUCCAAUGAAGGGCCAGAUGUAUACAAAAUGGUGUCGUCUGCGUAGAGGUGGAUCUGAGAGUCACCAGCAGCAAGAGCGACAUCAUUGAUAUACACGGAGAAAAGGUGUCGGCCCAAGAAUUGAACCCUGUGGCACCCCCAUAGAGACUGCCAUAGGUCCAGACAACAGGCCCUCCGAUUUGACACACUGAACUCUAUCUGAGAAGUAGUUGGUGAACCAGGCGAGGCAGUCAUUUGAGAAACCAAGGCUAUUUAGUCUGCCAAUAAGAAUGCGGUGGUUGACAGAGUCGAAAGCCUUGGCCAGGUCGAUGAAGACGGCUGCACAGUACUGUCUAUUAUCAAUCGCGGUUAUAAUAUCGUUUAGGACCUUGAGCGUGGCUGAAGUGCACCCAUGACCAGCUCGGAAACCGGAUUGCAUAGCGGAGAAGGUACGGUGGGAUUCGAAAUGGUCGGUGAUCUGUUUGUUAACUUGGCUUUCAAAUACUUUCGAAAGGCAGGGCAGGAUGGAUAUGGGUCUGUAACAGUUUGGAUCUAGAGUGUCACCCCCUUUGAAGAGGGGGAUGACCGCGGCAGCUUUCCAAUCUCUGGGGAUCUCAGACGUUAUGAAAGAGAGGUUGAACAGACUAGUAAUAGGGGUUGCGACAACUUCGGCGGCUAGUUUUAGAAAGAAAGGGUCCAGAUUGUCUAGCCCAGCUGAUUUGUAGGGGUCCAGAUUUUGCAGCGCUUUCAAAACAUCAGCUGUCUGAAUUUGUGUGAAGGAGAAGCGGGGGGGGGCAUGGGCAAGUUGCAGCAGAGGGUGCAGAGUUGGUGGCCGGGGGUAGUGGUAGCCAGAUGGAAAGCAUGGCCAGCUGUAGCAAAAUGCUUGUUGAAAUUCUCGAUUAUUGUAGAUUUAUCGGUGGUGAUAGUGUUUCCUAGCCUCAGUGCAGUGGGCAGCUGGGAGGAAGUGCUCUUAUUCUCCAUGGACUUUACAGUGUCCCAAAACUUUUUGGAGUUAGUGCUACAGGAUGCAAAUUUCUGUUUGAAAAAGUUAGCCUUUGCUUUCCUGGCUGCUUGUGUAUAUUUGUUCCUAACUUCCCUGAAAAGUUGCAUAUCGCUGGGGCUAUUUGAUGCUAAUGCUGUAUGCCACAGGAUGUUUUUGUGCUGGUCAAGGGCAGUCAAGUCUGAGGAGAACCAGGGGCUAUAUCGGUUCUUAGUUCUGUAUUUUUUGAAUGGGGCAUGUUUAUUUAAGAUUGAGAGGAAAUUACUUUUAAGGAACAACCAGGCAUCCUCUACUGACGGAAUGAGAUCUAUAUCCAUCCAGGAUACCUGGGCCAGGUCAAUUAGGAAGGCCUGCUCGCUAAAGUGUUUUAGGGAGCGUUUGACAGUGAUGAGGGGUGGUCGUUUGACCGCGGACCCGUUACGGACGCAGGCAAUAAGGCAGUGAUCGCUGAGAUCCUGGUUGAAGACAGCUGAGGUGUAUUUAGAGGGUAUGUUAGUCAGGAUGAUAUCUAUGAGGGUACCCAUGUUUACGGAUUUAGGGUUGUACCUGGUAGGUUCGUUGAUCAUUUGCAUGAGGUUGAGGGCAUCUAGCUUGGAUUGUAGGAUGGCUGGGGUAUUAAGCAUAUCCCAAUUUAGGUCACCAAGCAGUACAAACUCUGAGGAUAAAUGGGGGGCAAUCAAUUCACAUAUGGUGUCCAGGGCACAGCUGGGGGCUGAGGGGGGUCUGUAGCAAGCGGCAACAGUGAGAGACUUAUUUCUGGAUAGGUGGAUUUUUAGAAGUAGAAGCUCAAACUGUUUGGGCACAGACCUGGAUAGUAUGAUAGAGCUCUGCAGGCUAUCUCUACAGUAGAUUGCAACUCCACCCCCUUUGGCAGUUCUAUCUAGAUGGAAAAUGUUAUAGUUGGGGAUGGAAAUUUCAGAAUUUUUGGUGGCCUUCCUGAGCCAGGAUUCAGACACUGCUAGAACAUCAGGGUUGGCAGAGUGUGCUAACGCAGUGAAUAACUCAAACUUAGGAAGUAGACUUCUGAUAUUUAUGUGCAAGAAACCAAGACUUUUGCGAUUACAGAAGUCAGCAAAUGAUAGCGCCUGGGGAGUAGGAGUGAUACUGAGGGCUGCAGGGCCUGGGUUAGCCUCUACAUCACCAGAGGAACAGAGGAGGACUAGAAUAAGGAUACGGCUAAAGGCUUUAAGAACUGGUCUUCUAGUGCGUUGGGUACAUAGAAUAAAGGGGGCAGAUUUCCGGGUGUUAUAGAAAAGAUUCAGGGCAUUAUGUACAGACAAGGAUAUGGAAGGAUAUGAGUAAAGUGGAGGUAAACCUAAGCGUUGGGUAACAAUGAAAGAGAUAGCAUCGCUGGAGGCAUCAAUUGAGUCGGUCUCCGCGUGUAUAGGGGGUGGGACAAAGGAGCUAUCUAAGGCAGGUUUAGCUGGGCUGGGGGGUCUACAGUGAAAUAGUACAAUUAGAAAUAACCGAAACAACAAUAAGCUAACCAUGUUUAGGCUGAGGCUAAACAUAAACAGGAUGUAGUACCGUAAAAAGGAACAGUCCAGCAGACAUCAGCUGUAUAGCUGAGUUAUCAUACGGUCCGGUGGUAAAGCACUAGCGAGUAAGAGGCCACGGCUAGCGUGUGCUAGCGGGCCGGGGCUAGCAGAUGGAAUCUUUGUGGUUAACGUCGUAACCACAUCAGAUGAUUUCGUCGGCAGACCAGUCGUGUAGGAUCGGCGGGGCUCCGUGUCAACACUAGGUGGUCCCGUCCGGUUGACAGAGAGGUAGAUAGCCGGGAGAUGGGCCUAGCUCAGGAUUAUUAGCCAGACCACAGCGUCCAUUUUGUUGCAGCUAGCUGGUAGCGAUGAAUCCGGAGUUAAAGGUCCAGUGAUUCAGUGAUUCCGGCGGAAAAACGGAUAUGUUCUGGGUCGAUAACGCGCUGUGGGGUCGAUAACGCGAUGUGAUAGUCAUAAACACAUUUUCUCUGUCUGGAUCAAGAAGUCCUGCUGGGCAUUAAGAAUAUAGAGACACGGGGUCAUAUCAAACUGUACAUCUAAUAUUUUCUGUGCAGCAGUAUGUAUAGAUUGCCAAAAUCUGGUAAUCUCUCUACAACUCCAAAAUACAUGCAUAUAGGUUCCACUUUCAGAGUUACAUCUUUUACAAUCAGGAGAAAUGUCUAUUUAUUCUAUGGAGUCUCACUGGGGUGUAAUAAAAUGUGUAAAAAAAUGUGUAAUUAGAUUCUUUAAAUUUUACAUUAGUAGAGGAGCAGGAUACCCUGUCGCAAACAUCCGCCCAUAAAUAAUCACUGAUAGUCAGACAAAGGUCCUUUUCCCAGAUUAUUUUCAAAGGAGUAAAGGAGGAAAGUCUAUAGAUAUAGGAUAUUUUGUCUUUGAUGGAUUGUGCUGUAGCAAGAAGGGUCUCAACUUCAUUCAGCUGAGCUCUAAACCUCUCCUUGGAAGUGAAUGAGGAAAUGACUAAUUUGAAGAUAUUUUUUCAAGAAUGGAUCUAGGCACAUUGAAUUCACUGCAGAGCUCUUGAUAGGAUUUCAGUGUAGUUGUGUUCUGAUGAAACAGGGCUAUUGGCAAGUCUGGGUUGCAUACUAUUGGCGAGUGAGAGCAUAUUUGGGAGGAAAUGCCAAGGUAUUUCUUACAGUCCUUCCAUGCUAGUAGGGUGCUGUAAAUCACAAAGGUUUUGGCUAUGUUGCCCACUUCACUAAAGUUAUUAAUGAAUAUCAUUGAGCUUAGGGGCAAUGAACCACAGGAUGGGCCUCUAUCUAAAUCCACAUUAGGUCUUGUCUGUUUGAGAUCCAUGUUAACGUGUUGCGGAUUUGGGCAGACCAGUACUACAAUUGAAGCCAGGGAAGGGCAAGACCACCCUUAGAUUCAGGUUUCGAUAGAGUGGAGAACUUGAGCCUAGGUUUUUUAUUGCCCCAUAUAAAUUUGGUGAUGCUUUGAUUGGUUGUUUUGAAAAAAUAAACUGGGAGAUAGCAUGGGAGCAUCUGAAAUAAAUAGUUCAAUCUAGGGAGGAUGUUCAUAUGGAUAACAUUGAUUCUUCCGACUAAGCUAAUUGGGAGGGAGAUAAUUUUCUUUGAAAAGGCAAUUCAGAUCUGGUGCUACAAAGAUCCCAAGGUAUUGAAACCCCUGUGUCUUCCAUUGGAACGGGCAGAGUGUCUUCAUAGAGCUGGUGAGUGUAAGAUUGAGAGGGCAAACAAUGGAUUUGUUAAAAUGUAUCUUAUAUCCUGAAAACUUGCAGUACUGAGCAAUUGUGUCUAAAAUGGGAGGGAGAGAUUUCUCAGGGUUGGAUAUGUAGAGCAAGACAUCAUCCGAGUAGAGCGCGAAAUCUUGUGCUGAAGGCCGCCUGUAGAAACACCCAUAAUACUUGGAUUGCUCCUUAUCAACUCCGACAAAGGCUCCGCCCCCAACAAGUAGAGCAGGGGGGACAGUGAGCAUCCUUGUCUUGUGCCACGUCCCAAAGGGAAUCUGUCAGAAUUCAGACCGUUAGUAGUCACCAUGGCAUUUGGUUGAGAAUAUAGGGACUUAAUCCAUUUAAUAAAGUUUGGGCCCAUAUUGAACUUUUCUAAGACUGAGAACAGAAAGCUCCACUCCAUCCUGUCGAACACCUUCUCAGCAUUCAGUGAAGCCAGCAGGACAGGGGUCUUCUGUGUGUUUACUUGAUCUAUAAUAUCAAAAAGACGGUGAAUGUUAUCAGAAGAGUACCUGUCUCUAAUAAAUCCAGUUUGGUCCGCUUUUAUUAUUUUGGGAAGAAGAGUGUUUAGUCUUUUGGCGAGCAAUUUGGUAAUUCUUUUGUAGUUGAAAUCCAACAAGCUUAUGGGCUGGAAGGACGAGUAGGAUAGAGGGUCCUUGUCUUUUGUGAGCAACACUGUAAUGCGGGCUGUGUACAUAGAGUGUGGGAGAGCUCCGCCGCCUGUAGGACUCGUUCCUUGUUGGUGAAAGUAGGUUGAUUGAUUAAUAGAUUGAUUGAUUGGUCGGUUGAUAGGAUAGGAUAGGCUGCACAUGUGAAAGUUGGUUUGAUGUCUCUAGCUUGAACAGUUCAAGAGUUACAAUUAUUGUUGGUGGGUAUGAUAUGCUAAUUUAUGCACAUUUAAGUAGUUAUAAUUUACAGUGCAUUCGGAAAGUAUUCAGAUCCCUUGACUUUUUCCAUAUUUUGGCUGUCCCUGAGGCAGAGCUUGAACCCAUGGAGGUAGGGGCACACACCUCUCUCAGGCAGAGCGGCGUCGCCGGAGACUGCUGGGGCUCUGUCCCUAUUGCGGCCAGGAGGGGCACCAGCUUCAGCGUUGUCCGGUGCAUUCCAACCUGGAGUCCACUAUGGCAGAGGGUCGGCCCUGUGAUCUUCCAUAUCCCAGGGUAGGCGUGAGUAUUCCAUCAUCAUUGUUUUCCACCAAACCCUUUCUGGUUCCCAUUUCACUGGCUGGCUGGCCCUCAGGUGUUGUCUCUACAGCUCUAGUGGACUCCGGUACCGCGGGGAAUUUCAUCGACCAGGCCCUCGCUUCCUCCCUGAACAUAAAUUCGUACCCGCUCUCCUCUCCUUUUCCGGUCCACUGGAUAAGCAACUAUUGAGAUCCGGCACAAUCACGCACAUCACAGCACCACUCACCCUCACCGUGGGACCCAUGCACCAGGAAAGCCUUCCCUUCCUCAUAAUCACUGCACCCGUGGCUCCAAUGUCAUAACCCCCCCAUCUCCUGGUCGAGGAUGAAAAUCACCACCUGGGGACCAGGAUGCCGGAAGACCUGCUUUCCCGUACCCUGUGGUUCCACAGCGGUUGAGAGUCCUGUAAGUGCCCUCCAGCCCAUCAAUCGGUCCUCCCGUAUCAUUGGCCCCGUGUUUUGGGACGUAGAUGUGGACAUCCGCCAGGCUCUGGAGAGGGAACCUGCUCCUGCUACCUGCCCUCCAGAAUGCAUCUACGUCCCCACGGGGUAAGAGAUCAGCUGUUGACCUGGGCACACACAUGCCUCGCCGCUGGACAGCCCAGGUAUCACCAUCACUAUCCAAUCCCUCUACGAUAAGUACUGGUGGCCCACCUUGGCGCAGGACGUCGCCCACUAUGUCAACUCCUGCUCCAUAUGUGCCCAAACUAAAUCCCCCCAACACGCUCCAGAAGGGAAACUACUUCCCCUUCCCAUGCCUCAGCGGCCUUGGUCCCAUCUGUCCAUAGACUUCGUUACUGAUCUCCCCCCGUCUAAUGGUUUCACCACUGUUAUGGUUGUUGUGGACAGAUUCUCCAAAUCCUGCCAUUUUAUCCCUCUCUCUGAUCUCCCUACCGCUCUCCAGGUCGCUGAGGCACUGUUCCAGCAGGUCUUCCGGCACUAUGGCUUCUAGUGGACAUAGUCUCCGUGGCCCCCAAUUCACGUCGCGGGUAUGGAGAGCCUUCAUGGAGGUGCUGGGGGCCUCAGUCCAAUGGGCAGGUGGUGAGGACUAACCAGGAGCUGGGGAGGUUCCUAAGGAGUCACUGCUAGGACCGACUGGGGGAGUGGGCCCAGUUCCUUCCCUGGGCGGAGUACGCCCAGAACUCACUUCUUCACUCCUCCACCGGGCUGACUCCCUUCCAGUGCAUCCUGGGAUAUCAGCCGGCACUGGCUCCAUGGACUCCGAGCCAGACCGAGGCCCCUACAGUGGACACAGUCUGCUUUCAGAAGGAUCAGGCGGACCCCCACCACAGUGAGGCUCCCGUGUUCCAUCCUGGUGAUCACGUCUGGCUCUCCACCAGGAACCUCCCUCUCCGCCUGCCCUGCCAGAAGCUGAGCCCCCGGUUUGUGGGGCCCUUCAAGGUCCGCCGGAGGGUCAAUGAUGUAACUUACCGUUUACAACUCCCCACCAACUACCGGAUCUCACCCUCUUUUCAUGUUUCCCUCCUCAGGCCGGUGGUUCCUGGUCCCCUGGCUGAUGCCAUCCCCCGUAGACACUCCUCCGCCUCCCCUGGACAUCCAUGGGACCCCUGCCUAUGCCGUCAGGUCCCUACUUGGCUCCCGACGUUGUAGGGGUCGGUUUCAGUACCUGGUGGACUGGGAGGGGUAUGGCCCAGAAGGAGCGCUGUUGGGUUCCGGUGGCCAACAUCCUGGACCCAACAUUGUGUUGACCUGCGUCUGCGUCGUCCUGCGUCUGUAACCGUGCGUCGGGGUGAUGUUCCCCAUCAUUACGCACACCUGGACUUCCUCAUCACCUAGAUUACCUUCCCUUUAUUUAGCCCUCAGUAGCCUCAGUCAUCAGGCAGUAUUGGUAUGUUUUCAUGUUCAGUACACAUCCCCUGUUUUGUUCAUUUACCUUGCAUCAUUGUUAUUAAACUCUCCUUUUGCACAUGAUUCCUGACUCCCUGCGUAUACGUGACACAGCCACUGUGGCAGCCCUAUUUGGGAAAAGACCAAGUCCAUAUUAUGGCAAGAACAGCUCAAAUAAGCAAAGAGAAACGACAGUCCAUCAUUACUUUAAGACAUGAAGGUCAGUCAAAAUGGAACAUUUCAAGAACUUUGAAAGUUUCUUCAAGUGCAGUCGCAAAAACCAUCAAGUGCUAUGAUGAAACUGGCUCUCAUGAGGACCGCCACACGAAUGGAAAACCCAGAGUUACCUCUGCUGCAGAUGGUAAGUUUAUUAGAGUUACCAGCCUCAGAAAUUGCAGCCCAAAUAAAUGCUUCACAGAGUUCAAGUAACAGACACAUCUCAAUAUCAACUGUUCAGAGAAGACUGUGUGAAUCAGGCCUUCAUGGUCGAAUUGCUGCAAAGAAACCACUCCUAAAGGACACCAAUAAGAAGAAGAAACCUGCUUGGGCCAAGACACAUGAGCAAUGGACAUUAGACCAGUGAAAAUGUGUCCUUUGGUCUGGAGUCCAAAAUUGAGAUUUUUGGUUCCAACGCUGUGUCUUUGUGAGAAGCGGUGUGGGUGAACAGAUGAUCUCCGCAUGUGUAGUUUCCCACCUUAAAGCAUGGAGGAGGAGGUAUUAUGGUGUGGGAGAGCUUUGCUGGUGACACUGUCUGUGAUUUAUUUAGAAUUUAAGGCACACUUAACCAGCAUGGCUACUACAGCAUUCUGCAGCGAUACGCCAUCCAAUCUGGUCGGGCUUAGUGGGACUAUCAUUUGUUUUUCAACAGGACAAUGAACCAACACACCUUCAGGGCUAUUUUACCAAGAAGGAGAGUGAUGGAGUGCUGCAUCAGAUGACCUGGCCUCCACAAUCCCCGACCUCAACCCAAUUGAGAUGAUUUGGGAUGAGUCGGACGGCAGGGUGAAGGAAAAGCAGCCAAAAUGUGCUCAGCAUAUGUGGGAACACCUUCAAGACUGUUGGAAAACCAUUCCAGGUGAAGCUGGGUAAGAGAAUGCCAAGAGUGUGCAAAGCUGUCAUCAAGGCAAAGAGUGGCUAUUUGAAGAAUCUCAAAUAUAAAAUAUGUUUGGAUUUGUUUAACACUUUUUUGGUUACUACAUGAUUCCAUAUGUGUUAUUUCAUAGUUUUGAAGUCUUCACUAUUAUUCUACAACGUAGAAAAUAGUACAAAUAAAGAAAACCCCUUGAAUGAGUAGCUGUGUCCAAACUUUUGACUGGUACUGCAGAUACAAUAGUAAAAACGGUUCUACAACUGAACAUCAAGAAUUAACAAAGUGCCUCACAAACAGUGCAAUAAUAUUAAGCUAUAUGUAUUUGUAUUUACAGUAGGCUAUAGCCUACAAAUAGCUAUACCAUGUAGUCGUAUGGUAUGAGGCUGUAAGGCGUACUGCAAGGCUAUAGACCUACUGCAAAUUAUUAUUGUUUGUUCCUUAACUGGCCGAAUGACAGAGCUAUCCUUGAACUAUCCUUCAGCACCACAAGUUGGUUCAACUUCUUUAAUUAACAUCAUUGCGUGAUCCUGGCGCUGUCCUUUCAAUCCUUUCACUUAAAAUUACAUUUAAUCAAGAUCUCUUGCCUACGCCUAUAAUAGUCAUACUCGUCACUUAUUAUUAUUAUUAUUAUUACAAAUAAAAGAUUAUCACUUCUCACAAUGGUGCUCAUUUAGUAAAGUUAGAUCAAAGCUGAAUCAACGUCUGUCAAGAUCACAAUUAUUAAUUAGCAUGUUACAUAGGUGGUCCUCUGUAGCUCAGCUGGUAGAGCACGGCGCUUGUAACACCAAGGUAGUGGGUUUGAUCCCUGGGACCACCCAUACACAAAAAAAAAUGUAUGCACGCAUGACUGUAAGUCGCUUUGGAUAAAAGCGUCUGCUAAAUGGCAUAUUAUAUUAUUUAUUAUUACAUAACAGAGCCAAAUAUAAUACCAUACCAUAAUAGGCCUAUAAUGCGUUACUGCUACACCAAAAACACCUUCUCAUUUCUAAUGAGAUUUUUGGAUGGAUAGCUGAAGCUGAAUAGUAAAACAAAUUAAAAUAAUCUCAUGCGUCAAAUCUCAGAGCGCACCACUAGGCAGGAUAUAUGCUUUCAUUGAAACAAAAUACAAGAAAGGCUAAUACACUGCUCAAAAAAAUAAAGGGAACACUUAAACAACACAAACUGUCCACUUAGGAAGCAACACUGAUUGACAAUAAAUUUCACAUGCUGUUGUGCAAAUGGAAUAGACAACAGGUGGAAAUUAUAGGCAAUUAGCAAGACACCCCCAAUAAAGAAGUGGUUCUGCAGGUGGUGACCACAGACCACUUCUCCGUUCCUAUGCUUCCUGGCUGAUGUUUUGGUCACUUUUGAAUGCUGGCGGUGCUUUCACUCUAGUGGUAGCAUGAGACGGAGUCUACAACCCACACAAGUGGCUCAGGUAGUGCAGCUCAUCCAGGAUGGCACAUAAUAAUAAUAAUAAUAUGCCACUUAGCAGACGCUUUUAUCCAAAGCGACUUACAGUCAUGCGUGCAUACAUUUUUGUGUAUGGGUGGUCCCGGGGAUCAAACCCACUACCCUGGCGUUACAAGCGCCGUGCUCUACCAGCUGAGCUACAGAGGACCACUAAGCUGCGAGCUGUGGCAAGAAGGUUUGCUGUGUCUGUCAACGUAGUGUCCAGAGCAUGGAGGCGCUACCAGGAGACAGGCCAGUACAUCAGGAGACGUGGAGGAGGCCGUAGGAGGGCAACAACCCAGCAGCAGGACCGCUACCUCUGCGUUUGUGCAAGGAGGAGCAGGAGGAGCACUGCCAGAGCCCUGCAAAAUGACCUCCAACAGGCCACAAAUGUGGAUGUGUCUGCUCAAACGGUCAGAAACAGACUCCAUGAGGGUGGUAUGAGGACCCGACGUCCACAGGUGGGGGUUGUGCUUUCAGCCCAACACCGUGCAGGACGUUUGGCAUUUGCCAGAGAACACCAAGAUUGGCAAAUUUGCCACUGGUGCCCUGUGCUCUUCACAGAUGAAAGCAGGUUCACACUGAGCACAUGUGACAGACGUGACAGAGUCUGGAGACGCCGUGGAGAACAUUCUGCUGCCUGCAACAUCCUCCAGCAUGACCGGUUUGGCGGUGGGUCAGUCAUGGUGUGGGGUGGCAUUUCUUUGGGGGGCCGCACAGUCCUCCAUGUGCUCGCCAGAGGUAGCCUGACUGCCAUUAGGUACCGAGAUGAGAUCCUCAGACCCCUUGUGAGACCAUAUGCUGGUGCGGUUGGCCCUGGGUUCCUCCUAAUGCAAGACAAUGCUAGACCUCAUGUGGCUGGAGUGUGUCAGCAGUUCCUGCAAGAGGAAGGCAUGAUACUAUGGACUGGCCCGCCCGUUCCUCCAGACCCAAUGAAUCCAAUUGAGGCACAUCUGGGACAUCAUGUCUCGCCCAUCCACCAAGCCACGUUGCACCACAGACUGUCCAGGAUUGCGGAUGCUUUAGUCCAGGUCUGGGAGGAGAAUCCCUCAGGAGACCAUCAUCGCCACCUCAUCAGGAGCAUGCCCAGGCGUUGUAGGAGGUCAUACAGGCACGGAGGCCACACCACUACUGAGCUCAUUUUGACUUGUUUUAAGGACAUUACAUCAAGUUGGAUCAGCUGUUAGUGGUUUCCACUUUAAUUUGAGGGUGACUCCAAUCAGACCUCCAUGGGUUGAUAUUUGAUGUCCAUUGAUCAUCUUUGUGUGAUUUGUUGUCAGCACAUUCAACUAUGUAAGAAAAAGUAUUUAAUAAGAUUAUUUCAUUCAUUCAGAUCUAGGAUGUGUUGUUUAAGUGUUCCCUUUUUUUUUAACAGUGUAGUUUGUUAACACCAUCUUCUCUAAUCCGCUCAUGAAACAGUAAUUCUAGAAGAUCUAAAUGCAUAUUCCCAUGAAACUGAUUGAGAUCAAUGAAAUGAUUGGCAUGGAGCAACACAUGGAGAUGCAGUUUGAACGUUUCACUGGUUAAACAUAAAGAAUUAUAAUUCACGAUUGACAGUGAUGAUGGCCUAUUUUGAAAUUAGGUAGCCAAUGCCUAACUUGGUGUUUGAGAGGAUUAAACAUUUUUUUUUUUCUUUAGACAAUAGCCUGUGUGUGGGUAUAGACAGACGUUGCAAUUGGAGGAUGCAUUUUUCUAUGAAUAUUCUAUAAUGAUAGGCUAUUAAAUUGGCUACAUCUGUCGGUACAAACUUUGAUUGAGGAAAUGAUGUCAUUUUAAAACAACAUUUGCGCUCCCUCACCCAAAAGAAAUAGCACUACAUCAUUGGUUACAUGGCUUAUUUAUUAUUAUUAUAGUUCAGGGCUCUACACUGACAUUUUUUACAAGGAGUACAUGAUGUGUUCCUAAGUAGAAAUGUAGAAGCACACAAAUAAAUCUGGGAGAACAAUUAAAGUAUUUAAGUGUUUUAAUGAUAUGUAAAGUUUUUAAGAGGGAUCCAUGCCCAAUCAAGCACAAUCAUUAGGUGAGACAAAAAUAUUCAGCUGCCCCUUUAAGGGACGGGCUGUUACCGUGGUAACUUGGGCACUCGCUUGUCUGUGAUGAAAAAAUAUCUUAGACUGCGUAGACUUCCUAGCAGCAGACAUUUGCAUCAAACUCUAAUUAAGAUUGAAAAACAAGACUGGUCUCUUUUAUACUUUUUAAAAGUAUUAAACUUGAGAUUCUAAAGGUCCAAUUGUGACAUCAUCACUCCCAACAUUCUAUUAUAUUUACUGUAAAUCAUGUAACUUGACACAAAUCAGCUACUUUGACCGCUUUCCCAAAUACUUAGACAAAAAGUUAUAGGGUAUGAACUCUUCCUCUAGUUCUCAGCUAUUCAAAUCUGAAGCCGGACCAAAAAUAUAUUACCGAUCCGGUGAUACAGCUGUUUUAGUAACCGCAUUAAUACUUUUUCCAAACAACUGCAUUUUUGACCCAUUUCCCAGCACUUUAGACACAAAGAGGAUAUGACAUCUUGGUCUACUUCUCUGCUAUUCAAGUCUGGUAUCAGAACAGAAUUAUCUGCUACCAAUCAAAAGUUACAGCUGUUUGUCGGAGUGUAGAGUGAUGAAAAGUAGAUAGCUAACAUCAGCUAACAGCUCUCUCAUGUCUCGUCAUUGAGCAGCCAAAAUGGAGCCGUUGCUAUUGAUACCAAUGCAUUUCAAUGGCAAAAAAGUAUCUCCUCACCGUUUACGCUAUCAACUCCAAACCAACAUUUAGAUGUUCAGACUGACCCUACUUAGAUUUCUUGUCAAAUGAUUUUUGAUACUACAUAUACUUUUUGAAAUAUAACCAUUAAAAAUGUGCAUAAAUUAAACAUGAGUUUGAAUGAGAACCAUAGAAAUACAGAGAUAGCUAUUCCAAAUGGUCCUGCUCCUUGUUCAAUUAAGCUACAAGACGAUCUUUAAAACAUUCAGGAUAUCCUAACUUCAAAUAUAUAAAUAUAUAAAUUAGCAUACAUUUGCAUAAAAUAACUCACCAACAGUAACUCUUGAACUGUUCAAGCUAGAGACACCAAACCAACUUCCACAUGUUCAGGCUAUCCUAUCCACUGCCACAAAAAAAUGUUUUUAAAGAGCUGAAGCAAGUCACACAAUUUUUCUUCAAGGACAAUUACCAUCUAGUUAUUGGUUGCAAUCGGCUACUAGGCUAUGCAUAACCAUGUAGGCUACUUACACAGGAUAAUUACAACAGGGGUCGCAUUAGCUUUCAAAAAUAUGCAUUUUCGAAACACAGACCAUCAUAAAAUCUGCGUUUUAAACCAUUUCACCUGUGUUUUAUAUUGAAAGUCAGUGUUUUAUUUGCUUCAAUAGAGUGAUAAGGGGCGUGCAACUAUAGUUUUUCUUCACACAAAGUCUACAGUAAAUCAUUUAAUCAGAUGACUACAGAAUUGCAAUGCUAUUUGGCUAGCAGCCACACAUAAGUACAUUAGCUUACAAUGAAAAAGUAAGGUCUUUCUUGCAAAACGAUGCACGGCCAUCAUAUUUCUAAUGUUUAUGAUAUAAAUAAUGUUUUGCUUGAAGUUAAUCUUGCAUUUUAACCGGCUACUGGAGAAGAACUACACCUGAGGAAAGUACCAGACAAAAGUAGCCUACACAUCAGUCAGAGCGCUGUCUGGUGAUCCAAUGAUGAGAGCAAAGAUAUUUCAUCCAAGUAGAGAAGUGCAACUGAACAGCCUAAUCUUAUAGACUAGAUGUAACAUAGUAAACGUACAUCUGGAACACUCCAAUUAGUAUGAUAUGUUACGUUUUGGUAUGGUUACAUAAGACAGAAGGUUAUUUAAGGCAAAAACGAAAGUAGGGUGGUUGGUCGGGCGUAUCACUCGAACGUCUACCAACCCAACUUUAGCAUUUUAGCUAAUUAGCAACUACGUAGCAUGUUAGCAAACCCUUUAACCUAACUCCUAACCCUAACCUUAACCCUAACCCUAAACCCUAGCCUAGCUAACAUUAGCCACCUAGCUAACGAUAGCAACAACAAAUUGGAAUUGGUAACAUAUUAUACGUUUUUCAAAUUCAUAACAUAUUGUAGGAAUUGCAUUCGUAACAUAUUGUACGAAUUGCAAUUCGUAACAUAUCAUACCAAUUGCAAUUUAGAACAUAUUAUAUGAAUUGUAAUUCGUAACAUAUACUAAGAAAUAGAUGACGGACAUCCACAAAUUAAUACAUACCAUACGAAAUGUAACAUAUCAUACUAAUUGGAGUCCCAGAUUUGUGUUUACUAUGUUACGCCUGCCCCCAAGUCCAGGUUUAACUGAAGCACAAAAUGAGCCCUUUUACAUUCAUGAUUUGGAGCGAACCCUAAGCCAAGCAAAAUGUACAAUAAGAAGCAUUUUAGAUCUGCGUUUACAAAACAUAUCUUUUCUGCAUUUUAACUUUCCUUUUCUGCGUGAAAAAUGCAGAAUCCUGCGUUAACGUGACCCCUUUUAAAGGGAGAGGUGUCAUGCAUUUUAUAGUAUUGUUCUCAAUAGCCUAGUGUUGUUGUGUUUUGUUGCAUCUAUAACUGUACUGUAUGUUGAGUGUCUUGUGCUAUCUAUAACUUUGUUCCUAUGUCUUUUGUAUUGCUAUCUAUAACAUGUAUCUUGUGUGUGUUGUUCUUUUUCUAACUUUGUGUGUUUUGUGCAGUAUGUGGGCAGUCUGGACGUUCCCAGGCCCAACAGUCGUAUGGAGAUCGUAGCAGCUAUGAGAAGGAUCAGGGUAAGACCUCAUACACAUCAUGACAAAACGGUUGGACGCUAAAUCUGGCGAGACCUAGGACUAGGGCUGUUACGGUGACCAUAUUACCGCCACACCGGCGGUCACGAGUCAUGACCGCAGUCAAAUUCCAUGUGACCGUUUGUCAUGGUAACUAGGCUUCUCCAAGCUAUGAUGCUGCUGAUGGUCAUUAGUAGCCUACCAAACGUGCUAACUGCCUGGUACUCAGCAAUCUAUUGUCCCUCUAAUCACUCUGACAUCAAUGCACAUUUUUUCGAAAAUCUAAUAAAACACUUCAUGAGAGCCCAUGAGCUCAUGUUGCGCAACAUUUCUAUAGGCUAUGCAAUUGCGUGAAAAAACAGAAUUUUGAUGGCCACUAUUAAAAAGAGGAUCCCAUCAGCUUUCUAUAGGCUAGGCCUACUAUAUUUAUUUAUCCAUCAACUUUCCUAAUUUUAAGCACAUUGCUUCACUUUACAACAGGAGUAUAGCCUACCUGGCUGGCAUGAAAAUGAACCAAGGGAAAAGUGUCCUCCAUUCGCUAUUUAAGUGCAUAGACAUUUACAUUACAUUUUAGUCAUUUAGCAGACACUCUUAUCCAAAGCGACUUACAGUUAGUGAGUGCAUACAUUUCCAUACUGGCCCCCCGUGGGAAACGAACCCACAACCCUGGCGUUGCAAGCGCCAUGCUCUACCAACUGAGCUACAGGGGACCCACAUGUAUUUUUCCCCCCAUGCCCCUGUUCCUAGGUGCAUGAUAAUAGUCCAUUCUAAACCAAAACUAAUUUCACACAUAUAUUAUUUAAUAUAUGUAAAGACUACAUUAAAUUAAGAAUAGUCUGAUGGGUGACAAUAUUAGCCUAUCACUUGUGAAUUAUGUAUUAUCACUUGUGAAUGAUGUAUUAUCACUUGUGAAUGAUAUAUUAUCCCUUGUGAAUGAUGCCCAGCUUAAGGCAAGAAACUACUUUUUCAAAUCAUAGUCGCACACCUCAUGUAACCUAGCCCAUAGGCCUAUAUGUUUUGAUAAGGUUUGUAUCACAACUAAAGUGGCCAAAUAACUUCUUAAAAUGAAGCACAUUAAUCCGCUUUACAAGGGGUUUAGAGCCUAACUGGCAUACAUAAGCAGCGCGUUAGUUUCAAGUUUGGGGAAGAUAAUUUUCACCAUAAAAAUGCACCUUUAUAAUAAAAGCAUUACAUGUAUAAUCGCAUUUGCAGUCACUUUUGAGAACAAUUGAUUGCAUUUUGCAACAUUCGCGCUUAUAGCCUACUGCUGUGUGCACAUUGCUGCGCUUAUAAUGUGAAUAAAUAGCUUAAUAGUUUAUUAACAUUUUAAGCUAAACGUUCUGAUCUGUUGCAUCAGCCUCAUUGCUUUUAAACGUUUUUUUGAUGCAAGUGGUUGUAUAAAUGUGGGAUCUACCGCAUCCCACAACUGUACCAGCGUAUGUUCUGAAUAUGUACAGUGCAUUCGGAAAGUAUUCAGACCGUUUGACUUUUUCCACAUUUUGUUACGUUACAGCCUUAUUCUAAAAUGGAUUACUUGUCUAAAUAAGGUCCCACAGUUGACAGUGCAUGUCAGAGCAAAAACCAAAUCUGGGGAAGGGUACCAAAACAUUUCUGCAGCAUUGAAGGUCCCCAAGAACACAGUGGCCUCCAUCAUUCUUAAAUGGAAGAAGUUUGGAACCACCAAGACUCUUCCUAGAGCUGGCCGCCCAGCCAAACUCGGGCGGAGAAGGGCCUUGGUCAGGGAGGUGACCAAGAACCCGAUGGCCUCCUGUAGCUCAGUUGGUAGAGCAUGGCGCUUGCAACGCCAGGGUUGUGGGUUCGAUUCCCACGGGGGUCCAGUAUGAAAGAUGUAUGCACUCACUAACUGUAAGUUGCUCUGGAUAAGAGCGUCUGCUAAACGACUAAAAUGUAAAUGUAAUAUGUUUAACAGAGUUCCAGAGUUCCUCUGUGGAGAGGGGAGAACCUUCCAGAAGGACAGCCAUCUCUGCAGCACUCCACCAAUCAGGCCUUUAUGGUAGUGGCCAAACGGAAGCCACUCAUCAGUAAAAGGCACAUGACAGCCCGCUUGGAGUUUGCCUAAAGGACUCUCAGACCAUGAAAAACAAGAUUCUCUGGUCUGAUGAAACCAAGAUUCAACUCUCUGGCCUGAAUGCCAAGCGUCAGGUCUGGAGGAAACCUGGCACCAUCCCUACGGUGAAGCAUGGUGGUGGCAGCAUCAUGCUGUGGGGAUGUUUUUCAGUGGCAGGGACUGGGAGACUAGUCAGGAUUGAGGGAAAGAUGAACGGAGCAAAGUACAGAGAGAUCCUUGAUGAAAACCUGCUCCAGAGCUCUCAGUACCUCAGACUGGAGGCGAAGGUUUACUUUCGAACAGGACAACAACCCUAAGCACACAGCCAAGACAACGCAGGAGUGGCUUCGGGACAAGUCUCUGAAUGUCCUUGAGUGGCCCAGCCAAAGCCCGGACGUGAACCUGAUCGAACAUCUCUGGAGAGACCUGAAAAUAGCUGUGCAGCAACGCUCCCAUCCAACCUGACAGAGCUUGAGAGGAUCUGCAGAGAAGAAUGGGAGAAACUCCCCAAAUACAGGUGUGCCAAGCUUGUAGAGUCAUACCCAAGAAGACUCAAGGCUGUAAUCGCUGACAAAGGUGCUUCAACAAAGUACUGACUAAAGGGUCUGAAUACUUAUGUAAAUGUCAUAUUUUUUAAAUAUAUUUUUUUAUACAUUUGUAAACAUUUCUAAAAACCUGUUUUCGCUUUGUCAUUAUGGGGUAUAGUGUGCGUAGAUUGAUGAGGGGGAAAAAAACGAUGUGAUCAAUUUUAAAAUAAAGCUGUAACGUAACAAAAUGUGGAAAAAGUCAAGGGGUCUGGAUACUUUCCUAAUGCACUGUAUUUCUUGCACAGAAGGACAAGUUGACCAAUUGAAUAGGUCAACUUUUGUACCAUGGGGGAUAGUAGAUUGACAUAGGUUAAUGCUUUUGCUGUUCGUUAAGCCUACUCAUCUUGUUGGCUGACGAAAAGCUGGCUAAACGUGUUAGGCCUACUCAUCUUGUUGGCUGACGAAAAGCUGGCUAAACGUGGACAGUUUUUCUGACAUCUUCAAUAUGCGCCUCAGAAUUCAAUGUGAGGGACGCGCAAAGUUGCAUUCCCGAUGUGUCUGUCUUCACUUGUAGCCUAUUUCUUAGCUGUGAGAAGGACCUGAUCAUGUGACAGGUAUUGGCUAAUAAGAAUUGAGAUAUCUGAGAGAGCCAUGUGAGUGAGAGAUGCGUCAGAGCACGGCAGCCAGGGGGGAAGGGAAUUAUAAUGAUUAUAUUCAGCCCAAGGGCACAACGGCCACUUUGGCCGCAAAAGGCAUGGAUAUUUUACGGGGCAUUACGGCCACACAAGGGGGAUGCCGCCAGAAAAUGUGAGGCCUGGUGAGAAUAUUAUCAAGAGAGACUGAUGAAGUGUGUGCAGCCUGCACAAGAAACAAAUCAGAGCUCUUGCCUUUCAUGCAACUUUUUUCAAAUCAUUAUUAGAGUUGCAUCAUGCAGCCUUAGAAUGUAUUAAAAAUCAAAAAACAUAUAGCCCAACGUUUGUAUCACAUUAUUUAUUUAUUUACAACUAAAGUUGCAUGAAUAACUCUAAAUUAAGCAUAUAGGAGGACCUGUUUCUUUGUUAACCGCUCAACAGAGAAUAGCCGCAUGGGCGCACUUCCCUGGAAAUCGUUUGGAGAAAAUAUCCUUUCUAUUUUAUUCAGCUUUGUUCAAUUGUAUUCUUCAUACUAUAAAAUACUAUAAAACAAUGCCACGGAAUUCUAAGCAAAUCUUGUCUGCUGAAUGAACUAGUGUAGCCCACAGCCAUGGCAAGCCAUAUAAGGGCCUAACAAAAGGAGUAUGCUAUUCUGUUCUUCUGAAAUAGACUACAUUUUCUUAAUAUCAUGUUUCCUAAGACCUGUCUUAAAUAAAUAAUGGAUUUAUUGUGAUGUGUAGGCUAUAUUAAAUUGAUUUAUUCAACUGUACGCUAUGCUUGGAAGCCAGGAGAUGCUAAAUGUGUUUAUGUUAAUUAACGGUCAGUUACCGUGAGACUGGCAGUUAUUUGCUUGGCAAUCACCGGCUGACAACAUUUCAUGACUGCCACAGCCCUACCUAGGACCAUAAAAAAACGGCUAGCUGGAGCUCGUCUGAACAAUUGGCUGGAUAUGCCCUCACACGCUAUAUACUUAAUGCUGAUUGGUUCUGCUACUGUCCACUAUUGUGCUGUCCGGUUAGAACAUAAUGUUGAGGCCCAUUACUGUAACUUGGUCACCACCACACACGCGCGGACAGCACAUUUGAAGAUGUUUUAUCUGAUUGUGGUUCUAAAAUGGAAACAGAUACAAUCAUGAGGAUCCAUUUCUAAGAAACUAAGACAUUAAUAUACAGCAUGCAAUAAUAAUAAUAAUAAUAAUAAUAAUAAUAAUAGAGAUGUGUGAACAUGGUAUAUUUACAUGCUAAAGUGUGCAAUAAUAUUACACAGAGUACAGGCACAUCUACACAUACUGACACAUGAUAUUUACAGUGCCUUUUCCACAUUUUGAUGUUGUGUUACAGCCUGAAUUUAAAAUGGAUUAAAUUGAGAUGUUGUGUCACUGGCCUUCACACAAUACACCAUCAUGUCAAAGUGGAAUGAUGUUUUUACACAUUUUUACAAAUUAAUAUGUGUAAAAACAUCGUUCCACUUUGACAUGAUGGUGUAUUGUGUGAAGGCCAGUGACACAACAUCUCAAUUUAAUCCAUUUUAAAUUCAGGCUGUAAGACAACAUCAAAAUGUGGAGCUGAAAAGCUGAAAUGUCUUGAGUCAGUUGUAAUCAAUAAUGAGGAGAGACUAGGUCAAUCACCAAUCAGAAUAUUAACUUUAUUAAAAACGUAUCGAUAAGGGAGCUGGUCACAAUACCCACACAGAAGUGAAUAGAGUGAGAGCCCACUGAGUGGAGUGAGCCUCCGGGUUAUAUACCAUCUCAGGAUAGGUGCAACCUCAGAGAUAACAUACAAUGGUUCCAGACACUAACCCCACACUUCCUGUGCCAGACCGUAGCCCCAAAUACAAAGAACUCAUUGUUUUGUUCAGUACUAAGAAUUUAGAAGGACAUUUGUUGUUACUUAGUUUCCACCUUGCUAGUAAGGUAACCAGGGGAGAGAGCUAUCUCCCAAGGCCAAAGGAGGGGGUGACUGACACACACACAUUUUGGAGACAUGUGAUUUAUUCCCAUUCCUCAUGCCAUCCCUUCACAUGGUUUGAAAUAGGAAAGAUGCACCUUUCAGCAGGACAAUAACCUAAAACACAAGGCCAAAUAUACACUGGAGUUGCUAACAAAGACAACAUUGAAUGUUCUUGAGUGGCCUAGUUGCAGUUUUGACUUAAAAUCGGCUUGAAAAUCUAUGGCAAGACUUGAAAAUGGCUGUAUAGCUAUGAUCAACAACCAAUUUGACAGAGAGGAUUUUUUUAAAGAAUACUGUGCAAAUAUUGUGCAAUCCAGGUGUGCAAAGCUCUUAGAGACUCACCCAGAAAGACUCACAACUGCCAAAAGUGAUUCUAACAUGUAUUGACUCAGGGGUGUGAAUACUUAUGUAAAUGAGAUAUUUCUGUAUUUAAAUUUCAAUACCUUUGCUAACAUUUCUAAAAACCUGAUUUCACUUUAUCAUUAUGGGGUAUUGUGUGUAGAUGGGUGAGAAUUUUUAUUUAUUUAAUCCAUUUUUAAUUUAGGCUGUAAGACAACAAAAUGUGGAAUAAGUCAAGGGGUAUGAGUACUGUACUUUCAGAAGGCACUGUACAUACUGCCAAAUAAAGAGAGAAAGUAGCAGGCACCGGGUUUUAUAUUAUAUUUAUUUUUAUAGCCUUUUCUCUGGCCUGGCGAGGGCUUGAGCUUAUCUAAGGACUGGCAACGGCGCAUGCGCUGGGACUUAAAGAGCUAGAUGGCACUGUAAACAUCUAGAAACUGUACAAUGGCGCCAGCAACCACACCUAUAUUUGAGGCUGUAUAUCUUGCAGUGGUAGCAUGCAAGUAAAUACACAUCGCUAGUACACAAAAUGGUUGUUGCGCUCAGCACCAUUACUAAUUAACAUGCAAUGGGUACAUGCACAAACAAUUCUAGCGUUAGCUGGACGCUAGCAAACAACACUGCAAACGUACAUCUACAAACAUAUCUUACAAACUUAGCACAGGGUAGGUGUAACACUAUCAAUCAUUAACUCCGAUAUCCCCCAGAUAAUAGGGCCGCAGGGAGCCUAGCGGUUAAGAGCGUUGGGCCAGUAACCGGAAGGUCGCAGGUGAAAAAUCUGUCGACGUUCCCUUGAGCAUGGCACUUAACCCUAGUCGCUCUGGAUAAGAGUGUCUGCUAAAUGACUAAAAAUGUUAUAUCCCCAAACUUGCAUUACAAUGGACUCACAACACUUCAUAGAAAGGCAGAAUUUGAAAAGUCAGUCAGCGUCAAACACUUUCUCAAGACAGCAAAACACGCUCUAACGUAAGGUGUGUGAGGGCAGAGCCCUGGAGUGUAUCCAAGCGCCCUGAUUAGUUGGGAUGAUUGAUAGGUUUGAAGGCCAGUCAUUUUGAGAGGGACGGCAUUUUUUUUUUACACAUCAUAAACAUGGGUCCCGUGCAGAGUAUGUGAGUGGAGUCAGAGAGGAAGAGAGAGGCCCAACUUGCCGGAAAAUCUGUCUCCCUCUGGCAGGUGGUGUACUUUCAUUGUUUCGCACACCAAGCAAGGAGUUUUUGUAUGGAGGUCAAUGAGAGAGUGUUGAAUUUGGUCAACAAAAAAAUAAAUAAAAGCUGAAAGAAAUCAUUCUCUCUACUAUUAUUCUGACAUUUCACAUUCUUAAAAUAAAGUGGUGAUCCUAACUGACCUAAGACAGGAACAUUUUACUAGGAUUAAAUGUCAGGAAUUGGGAAAAACUGAGUUUAAAUGUAUUUGGCUAAGGUGUAUGUAAACUUCCGACUUCAACUGUACCUUUUAAAAAAGUAGGGGCGUGGAUCAGAAAACCAGUCAGUAUCAGUGACCACCAUUUGCCUCAUGCAGCGCGACACAUCUCCUUCGAAUAGAGUUAUCAAGCUUUGAGAUUCUUCAAAGUAGCCACCCUUUGCCUUGAUGACAGCUUUGCAUACUCUUGGCAAUCUCUCAACCAGCUUCAUGAGGUAGUCACCUGGAAUGCAUUUCAAUUAACAGGUGUGCCUUGUUAAAAGUUAAUUUGUGGACUUUCUUUCCUUCUUAAUGCGUUUGAGGAAAUCAGUUGUGUUGUGACAAGGUAGGGGUGGUAUACAGAAGAUAGUGCUAUUUGGUAAAAGACCAAGUCCAUAUUAUGGCAAGAACAGCUCAAAUAAGCAAAGAGAAACGAUAGUCUGUCAUUACUUUAAGACAUGCAGGUCAGUCAAUCCGGAAAAUGUCAAGAACUUUGAACGUUUCUUCAAGUGCAGUCGUAAAAACCAUCAAGCGCUAUGAUGAAACUGGCUCUUAUGAGGACCACCACAGGAAAGGAAGACCCAGAGUUACUUCUGCUGCAGAGGAUAAGUUCAUUAGAGUUACCAACCUCAGAAAUUGCAGCCCCAAAAAAUGCUUCACAGAGUUCAAGUAACAGACACAUCUCAAUAUCAACUAUUCAGAGAAGACUGUGUGAAUCAGGCCUUCAUGGUUGAAUUGCUGCAAAGAAACCACUACUAAAGGACACCAAUAAGAAGAAGAGACUUGCUUGGGCCAAGAAACAUGAGCAAUGGACAUUAGACCGGUGGAAAUCUGUCCUUUGGUCUGAUGAGUACAAAUUUGAGAUUUUUUGUUCCAACCGCUGUGUCUUUGUGGUGCAGAGUAGGUGAACGGAUGAUUUCUGCACGUGUGGUUCCCACCGUGAAGCAUGGAGGAGGUGGUGUGAAGGUGUGGGGGUGCUUUGCUGGUGGCACUGUCAGUGAUGUAUUUAGAUUCAAGGCACACAUAACCAGCUUGGCUACCACAGCAUUCUGCAGUGGUAUGCCAUCCCAUCUGGCUUGCGCUUAGUGGGACUAUCAUUUAUUUUUCAACAGGACAAUGACCCAACACACCUCCUGGCUGUGUAAGGGCUAUUUGACCAAGAAGGAGAUUGAUGGAGUGCUGCAUCAGAUGACCUGGCCUCCACAAUCAACUGACCUCAACCCAAUUGAUAUGGUUUGGGAUGAGUUGGACAGCAGAGUGAAGGAAAAGCAGCGUGGGAACUUCUUCAAGACUGUUGGAAAAGCAUUCCCGGUGAAGCUGGUUGAGAGAAUGCCAAGAGUGUGCAAAGCUGUCAUCAAGGCAAAGGGUGGCUACUUUGAAGAAUCUAAAAUAUAUUUUUUGGUAACUACAUGAUUCCAUAUGUGUUAUUUAAUAGUGUUGAUGUCUUCACUAUUAUUCUACAAUGUAGAAAAUAGUAAAACAUUUAAGAAAAACCCUUGAAUGAGUAGGUGUGUCCAAACUUUUGACUGGUACUGCAGAUGUGGACAUGCGCCAGGCUCUGGAGAGGGAACCCGCUCCUGCUACCUGCCCCCCAGAACGCAUCUACCUCCCCACGGGGGUAAGAGAUCGGCUGUUGAUCUGGGCACACACAUCUCUUGCCGCUGGCGCCGAAGAAGAUGGCGGCCUCGCGACCAGCUCUUAGGAAACAUUGCGGUAUUUUGUUUUUUUUAUGUAUUAUUUUGUAUAUUAUUGGCUCAAAUGUUUUCUAUCAUUACAUACAGCCGGGAAAAACUGUUGGAUAUCAGAGUGGCGGUAACUCACCAGCAUUACGACCUGGAAUACGAUUUUUGCGAAGCAGAUUCUUUGUUUGCUCUCUCCAGGGCAAUUGAACUGAUUCCAGCGACUGACCCAAAACAUCGCCAGCGGAGGAGAGGCACUCGGAGCGGCCUGCUGGUUCGACUUAGGAGGCGCGCACACCACCCACCGCUUUCAAGUAUAUUACUCGCUAAUGUUCAGUCUGUGGAUAACAAGAUUAACGAGCUCAGGUUUUCUUUCUAGAGAGACAUCAGGGCCUGUAACAUACUUUAUUUCAUGGAAACAUGGCUCUCUCCGGAUAUUCUGUCGAAAUCGGUCCAGCCAGAUGGGUUCUCCGUUCAUCGCGCAGACAGAAAUAAAUAUCUCUCCGGGAAGCAGAGGGGCGGAGAUGUGUGUUUCAUGAUUAACGACUCAUGGUGUAAUUGUAGUAACAUACAGGAACUCAAGUCCUUUUGUUCACCCGACCUAUAAUACAGUGGGGAAAAAAAGUAUUUAGUCAGCCACCAACUGUGCAAGUUCUCCCACUUAAAAAGAUGAGAGAGGCCUGUAAUUUUCAUCAUAGGUACACGUCAACUAUAACAGACAAAAUGAGAAAAAAAAUCCAGAAAAUCACAUUGUAGGAUUUGUAAUGAAUUUAUUUGCAAAUUAUGGUGGAAAAUAAGUAUUUGGUCAAUAACAAAAGUUUCUCAAUACUUUGUUAUAUACCCUUUGUUGGCAAUGACACAGGUCAAACGUUUUCUGUAAGUCUUCACAAGGUUUCCACACACUGUUGCUGGUAUUUUGGCCGAUUCCUCCAUGCAGAUCUCCUCUAGAGCAGUGAUGUUUUGGGGCUGUCGCUGGGCAACACAGACUUUCAACUCCCUCCAAAGAUUUUCUAUGGGGUUGAGAUCUGGAGACUGGCUAGGCCACUCCAGGACCUUGAAAUGCUUCUUACGAAGCCACUCCUUCGUUGCCCGGGCGGUGUGUUUGGGAUCAUUGUCAUGCUGAAAGACCCAGCCACGUUUCAUCUUCAAUGCCCUUGCUGAUGGAAGGAGGUUUCACUCAAAAUCUCACGAUACAUGGCCCCAUUCAUUCUUUCCUUUACACGGAUCAGUCGUCCUGGUCCCUUUGCAGAAAAACAGCCCCAAAGCAUGAUGUUUCCACCCCCAUGCUUCACAGUAGGUAUGGUGUUCUUUGGAUGCAACUCAGCAUUCUUUGUCCUCCAAACACGACGAGUUGAGUUUUUACCAAAAAGUUAUAUUUUGGUUUCAUCUGACCAUAUGACAUUCUCCCAAUCCUCUUCUGGAUCAUCCAAAUGCACUCUAGCAAACUUCAGACGGGCCUGGACAUGUACUGGCUUAAGCAGGGGGACACGUCUUGCACUGCAGGAUUUGAGUCCCUGGCGGCAUAGUGUGUUACUGAUGGUAGGCUUUGUUACUUUGGUCCCAGCUUUCUGCAGGUCAUUCACUAGGUCCCCCCAUGUGGUUCUGGGAUAUUUGCUCACCGUUCUUGUGAUCAUUUUGACCCCACGUGGUGAGAUCUUGCGUGGAGCCCCAGAUCGAGGGAGAUUAUCAGUGGUCUUGUAUGUCUUCCAUUUCCUAAUAAUUGCUCCCACAGAGGAUUUCUUCAAACCAAGCUGCUUACCUAUUGCAGACUCAGUCUUCCCAGCCUGGUGCAGGUCUACAAUUUUGUUUCUGGUGUCCUUUGACAGCUCUUUGGCCUUGGCCAUAGUGGAGUUUGGAGUGUGACUGUUUGAGGUUGUAGACAGGUGUCUUUUAUACUGAUAACAAGUUCAAACAGGUGCCAUUAAUACAGGUAACGAGUGGAGGACAGAGGAGCCUCUUAAAGAAGAAGUUACAGGUCUGUGAGAGCCAGAAAUCUUGCUUGUUUGUAGGUGACCAAAUACUUAUUUUCCACCAUAAUUUGCAAAUAAAUUCAUUACAAAUCCUACAAUGUGAUUUUCUGGAAAAAAAAUUCUCUCAAUUUGUCUGUCAUAGUUGACGUGUACCUAUGAUGAAAAUUACAGGCCUCUCUCAUCUUUUUAAGUGGGAGAACUUGCACAAUUGGUGGCUGACUAAAUACUUUUUUUCCCCACUGUACCUCACAAUCAAAUGCCGACCGUAUUAUCUCCCAAGAGAAUUUUCUUUGGUUAUAGUCACGGCCGUUUAUAUCCCCCCUCAAGCCGAUACCACGACGGCCCUCAAAGAACUUCACUGGACUUUAUACAAACUGGAAACCACAUAUCCUGAGGCUGCAUUUAUUGUAGCCGGGGAUUUUAACAAAGCGAAUUUGAGGACUAGGGUGCCGAAGUUCUAUCAACAUAUCGACUGUUGUACAUGGGCUGCUAAAAUUCUCGACCACUGCUAUUCCAACUUCCGGGAUGGUUAUAAGGCAAAGGUACACUUCAACUGUGAGAGACGGAAUCUAAAACAAAAAUCCAGAAAAUCACAUUGUAUGAUUUUUAAGUAAUUAAUUAGCAUUUUAUUGCAUGACAUAAGUAUUUGAUCACCUACCAACCAGUAAGAAUUCCGGCUCUCACAGACCUGUUAGUUUUUCUUUAAGAAGCCCUCCUGUUCUCCACUCAUUACCUGUAUUAACUGCACCUGUUUGAACUCAUUACCUGUAUAAAAGACACCUGUCCACACACUCAAUCAAACAGACUCCAACCUCUCCACAAUGGCCAAGACCAGAGAGCUGUGUAAGGACAUCAGGGAUAAAAUUGUAGACCUGCACAAGGCUGGGAUGGGCUACAGGACAAUAGGCAAGCAGCUUGGUGAGAAGGCAACAACUGUUGGCGCAAUUAUUAGAAAAUGGAAGAAGUUCAAGAUGACGGUCAAUCACCCUCGGUCUGGGGCUCCAUGCAAGAUCUCACCUCGUGGGACAUCAAUGAUCAUGAGGAAGGUGAGGGAUCAGCCCAGAACUACAUGGCAGGACCUGGUCAAUGACCUGAAGAGAGCUGGGACCACAGUCUCAAAGAAAACCAUUAGUAACACACUACGCCGUCAUGGAUUAAAAUCCUGCAGCGCAUGCAAGGUCCCCCUGCUCAAGCCAGUGCAUGUCCAGGCCCGUCUGAAGUUUGCCAAUGACCAUCUGGAUGAUCCAGAGGAGGAAUGGGAGAAGGUCAUGUGGUCUGAUGAGACAAAAAUAGAGCUUUUUGGUCUAAACUCCACUCGCCGUGUUUGGAGGAAGAAGAAGGAUGAGCACAAUCCCAAGAACACCAUCCUAACCGUGAAGCAUGGAGGUGGAAACAUCAUUCUUUUGAGAUGCUUUUCUGCAAAGGGGACAUGACGACUGCACCAUAUUGAGGGGAGGAUGGAUGGGGCCAUGUAUCGCGAGAUCUUGGCCAACAACCUCCUUCCCUCAGUAAGAGCAUUGAAGAUGGGUCGUGGCUGGGUUUUCCAGCAUGACAACGACUCGAAACACACAGCCAGGGCAACUAAGGAGUGGCUCCGUAAGAAGCAUCUCAAGGUCCUGGAGUGGCCUAGAAAAUCUUUGGAGGGAGCUGAAAGUCCGUAUUGCCCAGCGACAGCCCCGAAACCUGAAGGAUCUGGAGAAGGUCUGUAUGGAGGAGUGGGCCAAAAUUCCUGCUGCAGUGUGUGCAAACCUGGUCAACACCAACAGGAAACAUAUGAUCUCUGUAAUUGCAAACAAAGGUUUCUGUACCAAAUAUUAAGUUCUGCUUUUCUGAUGUAUCAAAUACUUAUGUCAUGCAAUAAAAUGCACAUUAAUUACUUAAAAAUCAUACAAUGUGAUUUUCUGGAUUUUUGUUUUAGAUUCCGUCUCUCACAGUUGAAGUGUACCUAUGAUAAAAAUGACAGACCUCUACAUGCUUUCUAAGUAGGAAAACCUGCAAAAUCGGCAGUGUAUCAAAUACUUGUUCUCCCCACUGUAUGUGGCAGGGUCUACAGACAAUCACGGACUACAAAAGGAAAACCAGCCACGUCGCCGAGAGCCACGUCUACCAAGGACUGUGGGCUCUCGUUCUCCUUGGCCGACAUGAGUAAGACAUUUAAGCAUGUUAACCCCUGUAAGGCUGCCGGCCCAGACGGCAUUCCUAGCCGCGUCCUCAGAGCAUGCGCAGACCAGCUGGCUGGUGUGUUUAUGGACAUAUUCAAUCUCUCCCUCUCCCUAUCCCAGUCUGCUGUCCCUACAUGCUUCAAGAUGGCCACCAUUGUUCCUGUACCCAAGAAAGCAAAGGUAACUGAACUAAAUGACUAUCGCCCCGUAGCACUCACCUCUGUCAUCAUGAAGUGCUUUGAGAGACUAGUCAAGGGUCAUAUCACCUCUACCUUACCUGUCACGCUAGACCCACUUCAAUUUGCUUACCGUCCAAAUAGAUCCACAGACGAUGCAAUCGCCAUCACACUGCACACUGCCCUAUCCCAUCUGGACAAGAGGAAUACCUAUGUAAGAAUGCUGUUCAUUGACUAUAGCUCAGCAUUCAACACCAUAGUACCCUCCAAGCUCAUCAUAAAGCUUGAGGCCCUGGAUUUGAAUCCCGCCCUGUGCAACUGGGUCUUGGACUACCUGACGGACGCCCCCAGGUGGUGAAGGUAGGAAACAACAUCUCCACUUCGCUGAUCCUCAACACUGGGGCCCCUCAAGGGUGCAUGCUCAGCCCCCUCUUGUACUCCCAGUACGCCUCCAACUCAAUCAUCAAGUUUGCAGACAACACAACAGUAGUAGGCUUGAUUACCAACAAUGACGAGACAGCCUACAGGGAGGAGGUGAGGGCUCUGGGAGUGUGGUGCCAGGAAAAUAACCUCUCACUCAACGUCAACAAAACAAAGGAGAUGAUCGUGGACUUCAGGAAACAGCAGAGGGUGCACCCCCCUAUCCACAUCGACGGGACCGCAGGGGAGAAGGUGGAAAGCUUCAAGUUGCUUGGCGUACACAUCACUGACAAACUGAAAUGGUCCACCCACGCGGACAGUGUGCUGAAGAAGGCGUAACAGAGCCUCUUCAACCUCAGGAGGUUGAAGAAAUUUGGCUUGGCACCUAAAAUCCUCACAAACUUUUACAGAUGCACAAUUGAGAGCAUCCUGUCAAGCUGUAUCACCGCCUGGUACGGCAACUGCACCGCCCGCAACCGCAGGGCUCUCCAGAGGGUGGUGCGGUCUGCCCAACGCAUCACCGGGGGCAAACUACCCGCCCUCCAGGACACCUACAGCACCCGAUGUCACAGUAAGGCCAAAAAGAUCAUCAAGGACAUCAACCACCCGAGCCACUGCCUGUUCACCCCGCUAUCAUCCAGAAGGUGAGGUCAGUACAGGUGCAUCAAAGCUGGGACCGAGAGACUGAAAAACAGCUUCUAUCUCAAGGCCAACAGACUGUUAAAUAGCCAUCAUUAGCACAUUUGAGGCUGCUGCCUAUAGACAUAGACUAGAAAUCACUGGCCACUUUAAGAAAUGGAACACUAGUCACUUUAAUAAUGUUUACAUAUCUUGCAUUACUCAUCUCAUAUGUAUAUACUGUAUUCUAUAAUAUUAUACUGUAUCUUAGUCCAUGCCGCUCUUUCAUUACUCGUCCAUAUAUGUAUAUAUUCUUAAUUCCAUUCCUUACUUAGAUUUGUGUGUAUUGGGUAUAUGUUGUGAAAUUGUUAGAUAUUACAUGUUAGAUAUUACUGCACUGUCGGAGCUAGAAGCACAAGCAUUUCGCUACACCCGCAAUAACAUCUGCUAAACACGUGUAUGUGACAAAUACAAUUUGAAUUGAAUUGGACACCCAGGUAUCACCUGCACUAUCCAAUCCAUCUCUGAUAAGUACUGGUGGCCCACCUUGGCGCAGGAUGUCACCCUAUGUCAACUCCUGCUCCAUACAGUGCAUUCGGAAAGUAUUCAUACCCCUUGACUUUUUCCACAUUUUGUUACGUUACAGCCUUAUUCUAAAAUGGAUUAAAUAAAAAAUGUUCCUCUUCAAUCUACACACAAUGCCCCGUAAUGAAAAAGCAAAAAUAGGUUUUUAGAUUUUUUUCACAUUGAUUACAAAUAAAAAACAGAAAUACCUUAUUUACAUAACUAUUCAGACCCUUUGCUAUGAUACUCGAAAUUGAGCUCAGUUGCAUCCUGUUUCCAUUGAUCAUCCUUGAGAUGUUUCGACAAUUUACCCCCUUAGUUUGGUACGUUUGGACUUGUGUGAACACUUUAUCCACACUCGUGAGUGAACUAAACAAUGCACGGUGGUUUGCUCAAAAACGGUGGCUCGGUCCGAUUUAAUUCGUACCAUGGUGCGGUUUGCUGCAGGUGAGAAUGCAGUCUGGACCAAACACAGGGGAAAAAAACAGUCUCGCAUUAUUAUUGAUUGUUUGACUGCGAGCAUUUGAUGAAACGCACGCAGCAUCAUAACUUCAGAUCUCUGAAACAUUAUGUGAGUAGUAGCGCAUUAUGAGCGCAUCUGAUGCAGAUUAGGGGAGACAGGGCUAUACACAGGGCUAUACCGGGGAUAUAGGCUACUGAAUAUAGCCUGUUCAUGUCGUCACAGUUAGAGCGGCUAUUGCGCUGUUUCCUCCCGCAUUUUGUUGGAAGACCAAAGAGAAAUAAAUAUUAUGAUUGGGACACACAAGUAAUGUGGAUUUAACUUGAGCAUUUUUGGACAAUAAACAAAUGACUUGCAUGGACAAGCGGUUUUGUUUAGGAAUUUUUGUUUUGACAAAUGUCAUACAUUGUGAAACCAACUGGAUCAAAUGAAAAAAAUACAAUCUAACAAAUAGUCAAGUUUUGAGCUAUAGUUCAAAUCAAUGUGUGAAAAUGCCCUUAAAUAACCCCCUUCCCCAAAGCAUGUAUAAAUAUUGGACUAUAAAUUGUAGCUUCCUGUAUUAUACUUAUGCUAAAAUAUGUAUUAUAUUCUACUGAGCCAUUUACUUUAUGUUCAUAUUCUUAUAUUUUUAUUAUUUCUUAUUGUUGUUGCAUUGUCCAGAAGGAACCUGCAUGUAAAUGUAAGUAAGCAUUUUGUAAAUGUAAACGUAAGUAAGUAUUUCGUUGGACGAUGUAUGACGUGUAUCCUGUACAUACGACUAAUAAAACUUGAAACUAGAGAAGCGCACUGGGGUUAACCAAGGGUGAAGUAUAUAUCCGUAAGUUGUUGUUAUAUAGCUAGCGUGUACCGUUAUAGAAGGAUGGCAUUUAUUAUUAUUAUUAUUUGGUGGAAAAUCGUUAUGAGAAACAUCCCAUUGGACACAGACAUCAGUUAACGUCUAGUUCUGUCUUACAUUUGAUUGUUGUCUAUUAACGUUAAUUCAAAGAAAAAUCGACAACAAUUUGAACAUUGUUAUUGGAUUUAGGUUACAAGUUGGGUAAAAAAAGAAAAAAUUAUUGAGUUUUUACAAAUCCAAUCCGUUUUUCACGUAUAUUCACGUUUCACGUUUCCUUCAUCAGAAGAAAAAUGUUGGGGGGUUAAAAUGCCUGAAAUUAAUGUUUGGGUUGUUGUUGAAAUGCCACGAAAACAAUGUUGAUUCAACCAGUUUGUGCCGAGCGGGUAUUGGAUUGUCUGUAUCGGAUUUCCAGUAAUGGUGCUGCGCUUGAUCUCUCUCUCUAGAUGAGCAGUGUGGUUAAGGCGCGUAUUCACAAAGCAUCUCUGAGUAGGAGCAGAUCUAGGAUCAGUUUCACCUUUUAAUACAUAAUUAGGGUGUUAGGUGACUCGACAAACAAUGGGCACUAUGCGAGAAUUCUACAAAAAACAGCAGUGAUCAAAUACAUUUUCACUAAAUGUCAAUAAUGUGGUCGUCAAAAUACAUAAUACAUUAUUUGAAAACAUGAAUGUCGAAGUUGUUAACCAUGUCUAAAAAUCAUAAUACUGUAUGUUAUGAUAUUUACGUGAUAUGAGCCCAAAUAUAAAGUAAGUGCCUUGCUUAGAACGUUCAAUUCUGUAGGACAGCCUUUUUUUUAUGAAAGCCGCAAAAUCAGCGUGUUCAUAUUUGCUCUUUGCUAUGGGUAUUUCCCACUCUACCAGAGUAAGAUCAAUGUAAAAUUGCAUUGCCAACAAGUAUCGGAUAGUCCGGAGGGUAUUUUAAGGUCAUCAGACAUCCUUGGACUGAAAUAUAAGGUAAAAACGUUUUUCCUUCACUUCUGACAUUGAUGUUUUCAGACAUGAAAAAAACAUAGCAGGUUACACAGUAGAGCUUCGUAGCUACAUUUUGGUGUAUGAGUUGUCAGGGUAGUCUAAAUUCACGCGGCGCUACCCGUUUUUAUGACGAGAUGCUAGCUAGCUACCUGUGUGAGGGAGUGUUUGUUGGCUGGACGCCGUUCGCUGAUAUGGCGAGUGAUUCAUGCCAAAAUUAAGCCUAAUGAAGUUACUGAUACCAUAUCAACUCCAUAAAAACAAUAUUAGGCAAGUUGAUUUGCAGCCAGCCACCAUUACUGUGUAGAUAUGCCUAUUUCUUAAAUCAAUAUGGACACGAGGGCUUUGUUGGAGCCCUAUUCAGAAAUAAGAGGUAGCCUAGGUCUCUCUAGUGCCACGUUCAAAACAACUGGGAACUCGGCAAUCUCUGACUUCCGACUUCAGUGUUUUCAAGAAAACUGGGAACUCUGAAAAAAACGAGCCCCAACUGGGAAAAAUAGUUUUCAAUGAUCAUCCAACUCGGAAACUCAGGCAUCUUUCUCAGACUUUGCAAUCUGAAAAUCACUGAUGUCAUGAUUUGACCUCGUUUUCCCCCCCAGAGUUCCCAGUUUACCUGUUUAACAGAUGCAAUCACUGUCACCAUACACUCCUUAGGCAAUCUGCUAUCAAUUUCUGUGGAGUGCUUGAUGUCUUAUGGUUAAAAGCAGGGCUUGAAUUGAGGGAGUAUGUGAGGAUAUAGAGAAGUGCAAAAAGCAUAGGCUACCCCUUGUUGGAUUACAAAUUGUGCGAAAAAACAACGGUCCAGAUUAUAUACAGCGAUCUAGGCUAUAACAAUGAUUAACUCCACAAUGCUUUCUGCAUAGUCUACUAUCAUAUUGAAGGUCUUGCUCUGCCUCAACAUGGGUUCAUGGUAGACCAUAUAAGCUUAUCAAAACAUUGACUUUUAAAUGUAAAGCAAGUAUCAAUAUCCCACAGAAAAUACGUUUUUUUUUAAUGCUCCGGAAUUGAGAAUAUUAGUGGUCGGCUAUGCAUAUAGCAAAAUACCAAAAAUAUAGAAAAGGUAUAGAAGCGGUAUGGAUCUAUCCAUAGACCAAACGGCUUAAUAGAUAAACACAUUUUAGAUUUUCAGGAGAAUCGCAUUGAAUCAGGCUAUUCAUUUCAGUGCAGUUGCGUUCUUUCGCAUAACCUAUAGCCGAAAUGGAACCAAAACACCCCAGCCUAUUUUGAUCACAGAUCAUGACAAAGCCUGAACAUUUUGGCGAUACUGUAUUUAUCCUUGAUUUAGCCCACUAUCGCCUACAGAUUUGAUACACAUGAAGCCAAAGGCCUAUAUUUAAUCUGGAUUUGACAAACAAUAGCCUGACUAGGAUCCUUUGACUUCCCCCCACGCCAUAUGUGUUUCCAAAUAGGCUAAAUGUAGUCCUAUGAAUAAGGUCUGAAUGUUUUCCUAUUCAUUUGCAUAGGCUAACCAUUGUGAUUAAUUAUAUUGACUAUCUUCUGCUUUUUAUGAAUAAACAGGCAUCAGUAAAAACAAUAAUUGGUUUAGAUAUGCUCCACAAGAAAAUGAGUGAAAUUGCAUUAUUUUCGAAUUUGCAUUGGUUUUCAGUCAAUUACUACUGCUUAGCACCUCACCAUGUUUUUGUGAGUAGGUAUAUUCCUUGUAAAGAUAGUGUAUUAAAAUGUUCUAGACAAGAAUGAGGGGAUGGGUGUGUGGCGAUCAUAGGCCUAUGGAGGCAUAUAAAUUAUGAAUUUCUCCCGCCAAUAUUCGUGCACAUUUGUUGUUUCGUUGUGUGAAUAUUUUAUUCUCAGCUACCCUCCUUUAUUAAUGUAUCAAUUCCCGUUACAUAGCCUGAUCAUUUAUAUCCAGUGCUUCACUUAGGCUAUAACAGCCUCCACUCUUCUGGGAAGGCUUUCCACUAGAUGUUGGAACAUUGCUGCGGGGACUUGCUUUUAUUCAGCCACAAGAGCAUUAGUGAGGACGGGCACUGAUGUUGGGCGAUUAGGUCUUGCUCGCAGUCGGCAUUCCAAUUCAUCCCAAAGGUGUUUGAUGGGGUUGAGGUCAGGGCUCUGUGCAGGCCAGUCAAGUUCUUCCACACCUAUCUCAACAAACCAUUUCUGUAUGGACCUCGCUUUGUGCACUGGGGAAUUGUCAUGCUAAAACAGGAAAGGGCCUUCCCCAAACUGUUGCCACAAAGUUGGGAGCACAGAAUCGUCUAGAAUAUCAUUGUAUGAUGUAGCGUUAAGAUUUCCCUUCACUGGAACUAAGGGGCCUAGCCCGGACCAUUAUUCCUCCUCCACCAAACUUUACAGUUGGCACUAUGCAUUCAGGCAGGUAACGUUCUCCUGGCAUCCACUAAACCCAGAUUCGUCCGCUCGGACUGCCAGAUGGUGAAGCGUGAUUCAUCACUCUAAAGAAUGCGUUUCCACUGCUCCAGAGUCCAAUGGCGGCAAGCUUUUCACCACUCCAGCCGACGCUUGGCAUUGCGCAUGGUGAUCUUAGGCUUGUGUGCGGCUGUUCAGCCAUGGAAACCCAUUUCAUGAAGCACCCGACGAACAGUUAUUGUGCUGACGUUGCUUCCAGAGGCAGUUUGGAACUUGGUAGUGAGCGUUGCAACCGAGGACAGACAAUUUUUACGCACUACGCGUUUCAGCACUCAGCGGUCCCGUUCUGUGAGCUUGUGUGGCCUACCACUUCGUGGCUGAGCCGUUGUUGCUCCUAAAUAUUUCCACAAUAACAGCACUUACAGUUGACCGGGGCAGCUCUAGCAGGGCAGAAAUGUGAUGAACUGACUUGUUGGAAAGGUGGUAUCCUAUGACGGUGCUACAUUGAAAGUCACUGAACUCUUCAGUAAGGCCAUUCUACUGCCAAUGUUUGUCAAUGGAGAUUGCAUGGCUGUGUGCUCAAUUGUAUACACCUGUCAGCAACGGGUGUGGCUAAAAUAGCCAUAUCCACUAAUUUGGAGGGGUGUCCACAUAUUUUUGUAUAUAUAGUGAAUAAACAGUAGCCUACCCAUACCCAAAAUGAAUAGGCUACCAGCACCUAUUUCAGUCCAUGUCAAGCACUGUUUAUAUCACCAGUAGGCCUAAAUGUUCACCAUUAAUCCCCAUUUUUGUAAUCUAGGCGUUUAGUUACGGUAAUAUAUGAUAAUGCAAUUCAAACUGCUAGCCUAUUCUUGUGAUGAAGAAGUUUAGAUUUUAUUAUGAGUUUUGUCUAUUUCUUAAUUUUUGUCAAUUUCUUGAUUGUCUUUUGUUCGCAUGUGUUGGUUUCUUUGUCCUAUCAAUGUUGAUCACACAUCCUCAGCACGCAUAUAGAAGUAGGGUAAUUUGCCUGCGCGCAAAUGUAAGCCAGGCCUAUAAAAGUGGGGAUGUUUGGUAGCCGAGUAUUUCUUAUUGUCUUAACACACCACUACCAAUGAGCAAACCCUUUAGCCUACAUCUUAGAACCCCACAGUCCUGCUCAACGGCUCCCCAUGCAUUUUUCACUGGGGUAGCUAUGGGUUAGCUUGGCCAAUCAAAAUUGAAUGAGUACUCACUUAAAACAAAUGAGUUAAAAAUAACCUGGCCCAUGUUGACGCCAAUGCUUCUCACAGUUCUGUCAAGUUGGCUGGAUGUCCUUUGGGUGGUGGACCAUUCUUGAUUCACACAGGAAAUUGUUGAGCGUGAGGAACCCAGCAGCGUUGCAGUUGUUCACACUCAAACCGGUGCGCCUGGCACCUACUACCAUACAGUGAAGGAAAAAAGUAUUUGAUCCCCUUCUGAUUUUGUACGUUUGCCCACUGACAAAGACAUGAUCAGUCUAUAAUUUUAAUGGUAGGUUUAUUUGAACAGUGGGAGACAGAAUAACAACAAAAAAAUCCAGAAAAACGCAUGUCAAAAAUGUUAUAAAUUGAUUAGCAUUUUAAUUAGUAUUUGACCCCUCUGCAAAAAAUGACUUAGUACUUGGUGGAAAAACCCUUGUUGGCAAUCACAGAGGUCAGACGUUUCUUGUAGUUGGCCACCAGGUUUGCACACAUCUCAGGAGGGAUUUUGUCCCACUCCUCUUUGCAGAUCUUCUCCAAGUCAUUAAGGUUUGGCAACUCAAACCUUCAGCUCCCUCCACAGAUGGGAUUAAGGUCUGUAGACUGGCUAGGCCACUCCAGGACCUUAAUGUGCUUCUUCUUGAGCCACUCCUUUGUUGCCUUUGCUGUGUGUUUUGGGUCAUUGUCAUGCUGGAAUACCCAUCCACGACCCAUUUUCAAUGCCCUGGCUGAGGGAAGGAGGUUCUCACCCAAGAUUUGACGGUACAUGGUCCCGUCCAUCGUCCCUUUGAUGCGGUGAAGUUGUCCUGUCCCCUUAGCAGAAAAACACCCCCAAAGCAUAAUGUUUCCACCUCCAUGGGGAUGGUGUACUUGGGGUCAGCAUUCCUCCUCCUCCAAACACGGCGAGUUGAGUUGAUGCCAAAGAGCUCGAUUUUGGUCUCAUCUGACCACAACACUUUCACCCAGUUCUCUUCUGAAUGAUUCAGAUGUUCAUUGGCAAACUUCAGACGGCCCUGUAUAUGUGCUUUCUUGAGCAGGGGGACCUUGCGGGCGCUGCAGGAUUUCACUCCUUCACGGCGUAGUGUGUUACCAAUUGUUUUCUUGGUGACUAUGGUCCCAGCUGCCUUGAGAUCAUUGACAAGAUCCUCCCGUGUAGUUCCGGGCUGAUUCCUCACCGUUCUCAUGAUCAUUGCAACUCCACGAGGUGAGAUCUUGCAUGGAGCCCCAGGCAGAGGGAGAUUGACAGUUCUUUUGUGUUUCUUCCAUUUGCGAAUAAUUGCACCAACUGUUGUCACCUUCUCACCAAGCUGCUUGGCGAUGGUCUUGUAGCCCAUUCCAGCCUUGUGAAGGUCUACAAUCUUGUCCCUGACAUCCUUGGAGAGCUAUUUGGUGUUGGCCAUGGUGGAGAGUUUGGAAUCUGAUUGAUUGAUUGCUUCUGUGGACAGGUGUCUUUUAUACAGUUAACAAACUGAGAUUAGGAGCACUCCCUUUAAGAGUGUGCUCCUAAUCUCAGUUUAUUACCUGUAUAAAAGACACCUGGGAGCCAGAAAUCUUUCUGAUUGAGAGGGGGUCAAAUACUUAUUUCCCUCAUUAAAAAGCAAAUCAAUUUAUAACAUUUUUGAUGUGUUUUUCUGGAUUUUGUUGUUGUUAUUCUGUCUCUCACUGUUCAAAUAAACCUACCAUUAAAAUUAUAGACUGACCAUGUCUUUGUCAGUGGGCAAACGUACAAAAUCAGCAGGGGAUCAAAUACUUUUUUCCCUCACUGUACCCUGUUAAAAGGCAUUUAAAUCUUUUGUCUUGCCCAUUCACUCUCUAAUGGCGCACAAUCCAUGUCUCAAUUGUCUCAAGGCUUAAAAAUCCUUCUUUAGGCCUCCCGAGUGGCGCAGCGGUCUAAGGCACUGCAUUGCAGUGUUGCGGCGUCACUACAGCCUGGGGUUCGAUCCCGGCGUCGUCCGGGUUAGGGGAGGGUUUGGCCGGGGGGGGCUUUACUUGGCUCAUUGCGCUCCAGCGACUCCUUGUGGCGGGCUGGGCGCCUGCAGGCUGACUUCGGUCGUCAGCUGAACAGUGUUUCUUCUGACACAUUGGUGCAGCUGGCGUCUGGGUUAAGCGAGCAGGUGUUAAGUGCGGAUAGGCGGGUCUUGUUUCGGAGGACGCAUGACUCGACCUUCGCCUCUCCCGAGCCCGUUGGCGGUGUCACCGCAUGAAACCUAUCAUUACUCAUCUUCUGAAUUAUUAAUUUCACUUCGACGUCAACUGCAACAACUGUUUUUAUAAGACCAAACUGGGAUUCACCGUCUGUGGAGCAUGACGCCAACAUAGAGCAGAAGUUUCCAAUGUUUGUUUAAAGAUGGUGUCUUGUCACCAAUAACGAGCGGAAGAAAUCUAAGUAGUAGUUAGGAGAAUUGCGCAACAGUAUUGCGUUCUCUACUCUACGGUCUCCUCUUUGUGCACUCUGCACCAGCGACAACAACUAUGGGCUAUGAAGCUUUUAUUGUAUCCGAGUAAGGCUUUGAGCCCCAAGUUAUCCCAUAAACCUUUUGAACAAGCCAUAUUAACAAAGACUCUGGUAACUAAGCUCCUUCUAUCUGUGAUAUUAACAGUUGAACCGCAGUCAAAUAUUUAUGUUUCUUUCUACCUACUUGUCCCAUGGUUCCGCAGAGGGAUAUUUGGAUUGAUGAGAUUGGGUAAUGUAUUGUAUUUGCAUAUAACCACGCGAUUGGAUUAGACGGGGCACUAGUAGAGGUGGGCGUUGCUUCGAGAAAGAGAGGUUCCUGAGUUAGAGAGGCCGCUGCGCCCGGUAGAUUUUUAAAGCUGUCUAAAAAAAAUGUUGGACUUUUAUAUAACAAAAUGCGAUGUUGUCCGGUCCGAAUUUACCCUUUUCUGGGUCUGGACCCGCCAGUUGAUUUUGGCUGAUCUAGUGGAAAGCCCUCCCGAGUGGCGCAGUGGUCUAAGGCACUGCAUUGCAGUGUUAGCUGUGCCACUAGAGAUCCUGGUUCGAAUCCAGGCUCUGUCGUAGCCGGCCGCGACCGGGAGACCCAUGGGGCGGCGCACAAUUGGCCCAGCGUCGUCCAGGGUAGGGGAGGGAAUGGGGAUGUAGCUCAGUUGGUAGUUGGUUGUGGGUUCGAUUCCCACGGGGGGCCAGUAUGAAAAAAAUUAAAAAUAAUGUAUGCACUCACUAAGUCGCUCUGGAUAAGAGCGUCUACUAAAUGACUAAAAUGUAAAUGUAAGAGUGGAGGCUGUUAUAGCAGUAAAGGGGGGACCAACUCCAUAUUAAUGCCUGUGAUUUUGGAAUGAGAUGUUCGACGAGAAGGUGUCCACAUACCUUUGGUCAUAUAGUGUAUAUCAGCAAUUGUAAGUCCUAUACUCAUGAAAUAAAGUGUUCUGUGUUCCUGAGAAGCUUCUCUAUAAAAUGGAAUACAACGUAAAACACCAGAAGCACAGUUUCAUUUUGAGCCCUAACAUAAUGAAUAAGAGAGGGGACCUGAUCCUACAUAGAUCAGCGCUCCUACCCUGAGACCCUUUGUGAAUAUGGGCCCUGGUCUGGUGAGUGACACACACACUCACUCACUCACUCACUCACUCACUCACUCACUCACUCACUCACUCACUCACUCACUCACUCACUCACUCACUCACUCACUCACUCACUCACUCACUCACUGUCACACACAGGUGACCCUAUGUCACACAUCCAUUACCAAGGUAACAACAGAGGUAAAAAGAGAAAGAGACUUGUUUUCCUCCAUACCAUCUCCAAUCCUACAAUCUCUCUCUUUCUUUCUCUCUGCUCGCACCAUCUUUCACCUGCACUUUCUUCUUUUCUCUAUUUAUGUUUCCCUCUCUCUGCCCUUCUGUCUCUGUAUUCAGCUCUCUCUGUCUCUCUAGAUCUCUCUAUCUACAGUGCAUUCGGAAAUUAUUCAGACCCCUUCCCUUAUUCUAAAAUUGAUUAAAUACAUUUUUGUCCUCAUCAAUCUACACACAAUACCCCAUAAUGACAAAGCGAAAACAGGUUUUUAGAAAUUUUGCAAAUGUAUUACAAAUUAAAAACGGAAAUACCUUACUUACUUAAGUAUUCAGACCCUUUGCAAUGAGACUCGAAAUUGAGCUGGAGUGCAUCCUGUUUCCAUUGAUCAUCCUUGAGAUGUUUCUACAACUUGAUUGGAGUCCACCUGUGGUAAAUUCAAUUGAUUGGACAUUAUUUUAAAAGGCACACACCUGUCUAUAUAAGGUCCCACAGUUGUCAGUGCAUGUCAGAGCAAAAUCCAAGCCAUGAAGUUGAAGGAAUUGUCCAUAGAGCUCCGAGACAGGAUUGUGUCGAGGCACAGAUCUGGGGAAGGGUACCAAAACAUGUCUGCAGCAUUGAAGGUCCCCAAGAACACAGUGACCUCCAUCAUUCUUAAAUGGAAGAAGUUUGGAACCACCAAGACUCUUCCUAGACCUGGCCGCCCGGCCAAACUGAGCAAUCGGGGGAGAAGGGCCUUGGUCAGGGAGGUGGCAAGAACCUGAUGGUCACUCUGACAGAGCUCCAGAGUUCCUCUGUGGAGAUAGGAGAACCUUCCAGAAGGACAACCAUCUCUGCAGCACUCCACCAAUCAGGCCUUUAUGGUAGAGUGGCCAGACGGAAGCCACUCCUCAGUAAAAGGCACAUGCCAUCCUGCUUGGAGUUUGCCAAAAGUCACCUAAAGAACUCUCAUACCAUGAGAAACAAGAUUCUCUGGUCUGAUGAAACCAAGAUUGAACUCUUUGGCCUGAAUGCCAAGCGUCACGUCUGGAGGAAACCUGCCACCAUCCUUACGGUGAAGCAUGGUGGAGGGCAGCAUCAUGCUGUGGGGAAGUUUUUCAGCGGCAGGGAUGGGGAGACUAGUCAGGAUCGAGGGAAAGAUGAACGGAGCAAAGUACAGAGAGAUCAUUGAUGAAAACCUGAUCCAGAGUGCUCAGGACCUCAGACUGUGGCGAAGGUUCACCUUCCAACAGGACAAUGACACUAGGCACACAGCCAAGACAACACAGGAGUGGCUUCAGGAAAAGUCUCUGAAUGUCCUUGAGUGGCCCAUCCAGAGCCCGGACUUGAACCCGAUUGAACAUCUCUGGAGAGACCUGAAAAUAGCUGUGCAGCGACGCUCCCCAUCCAACCUGACAGAGCUUGAGAGGAUCUGCAGAGAAGAAUGGGAGAAACUCCCCAAAUACAGGUGUGCCAAGCUUGUAGCGUCAUACCCACGAAGACUCGAGGCUGCAAUGGCUUCCAAUGGUGCUUCAACAAAGUACUGAGUAAAGGGUCUGAAACCUGUUUUUGCUUUGUCAUUAUGGGGUAUUGUGUGUGUAGAUCGAUGAGGGGGAAAAAAACAAUUUAAUCAAUUUUAGAAUAAGGCUGUAAUGUAAUAAAAUGUGGAAAAUGUCAAGGGGUCUGAAUACUUUCCGAAGGCUCUGUAUCUCUCGCUCCCCUCUCUCUAUGCCAUAUAAAAGCAGCCUAUGUUCCAGGCAUUAUGGCAGUGGGCCAUGAUAGCCCAGACUAUUCUGACCCUGAAGUGCUCUUGACAUUAGGGUUGGGCUGAAUCCAGAUUUCCAUACCUUCAUACCGUUCCUGUACCAUAUGUGGGUACAACUGGCUUACCUGGUUAAAUAAAGGUUAAAUAAAAUAAAUAAAAAAUACCGGCAGUGCACACAUGCUAACAAAGUACUAGCGAAUUCCCAUAGCAGACACUAGCUAAAUGCUAAGGACCGAGCUCAUAAAGUUAUACAACUAUCUAAAGAGUCUACUCGCACUUCAUCCAGAAGGGGAUCUACCAACCCUGAUGUUCUAGCAGUGUCUGAAUCUUGGCUUAGGAAGGCCACAAGAAAUUUCCAUUCCGAACUACAACAUUUUCCGUCUAGAUAGAACUGCCAAAGGGGGCGGAGUUGCAAUCUAUGUAGAGAUAGCCUGCAGAGCUCUAUCAUACUAUCCAGGUCUGUGCCCAAACAGUUUGAGCUUCUACUUCUAAAAAUCCACCUUUCCAGAAAUAAGUCUGGAGUUGCAAUUAUCAUUAGAACGGUGAGGAAUCAGCCCAGAACUAAACAAGAGGAUCUUGUCAAUGAUCUCAAGGCAGCUGGGACCAUAGUCACCAAGAAAACAAUUGGUAACACACUACGCCGUGAAAGACUGAAAUUCUGCAGCGCCCGCAUGGUCCCCCUGCUCAAGAAAGCGCAUAUACAGGCCCUUCUGAAGUUUGCCAAUGAACAUCUGAAUGAUUCAGAGGAGAACUGGGUGAAAAUGUUGUGGUCAGAUGAGACCAAAAUCGAGCUCUUUGGCAUCAACUCAUCUCGCCAUGUUUGGAGGAGGAGGAAUGAUGCCUAUGACUCCAAGAACACCAUCCCCACCAUCAAACAUGGAGAUGGAAACAUUUUGCUUUGGGUGUGUUUUUCUGCUAAGGGGACAGGACAACUUCACCGCAUCAAAGGGAUGAUGGACGGGGCCAUGUACCGUCAAAUCUUGGGUGAGAACCUCCUUCCCUCAGCCAGGGCAUUGAAAAUAGGUCGUGGAUGGGUAUUCCAGCAUGACAAUGACCCAAAACACACGGCCAAGGCAACAAAUGAGUGGCUCAAGAAGAAGCACAUUAAGGUCCUGGAGUAGCCUAGCCAGUCUCCAGACCUUAAUCCCAUAGAAAAUCUGUGGAGGGAGCUGAAGGUUCGAGUUGCCAAACGUCAGCCUCGAAACCUUAAUGACUUGGAGAAGAUCUGCAAAGAGGAGUGGGACAAAAUCCCUCCUGAGAUGUGUGUAAACCUACAAGAAACGUCUGACCUCUGUGAUUGCCAACAUGGGUUUUGCCACCAAGUACUAAGUCAUGUUUUGCAGAGGGGUCAAAUACUUAUUUCCCUCAUUAAAAUGCAAAUACAUGUAUACAAUUUUUGACAUGCAUUUUUCUGGAUUUUUUUGUUGUUAUUCUGUCUCUCACUGUUCAAAUAAACCUACCAUUAAAAUUAUAGACUGAUCAUGUCUUUGUCAGUGGGCAAACGUACAAAAUCAGCAGGGGAUCCAAUACUUUUUUCCCUCACUGUAUGUGUCAAGUGUAGACACGACCUAUGAUGUUCCGUCUCCUUAUUAAUUCAGCCACUUACUUAGCCAACUAGCAAGUUAAACCAAAUACACAGCUGGACUCACCAGCUCCGAUCCGCUUUCUCCCGUUGUGCUAUUUACAAACAAACACAUGACUGGCACAACUGCGUGUGAUCAGGGGUGUAUUCAUUCCGCCGAUUCUGUUGAAAAACGUUUCUUAAACGUCAGCAAACGGAACAAAACGGGGAUAAAUAUACCUGAAUUUGUCCAAUAGAAACUCUCGUUUGCAACUGUUGGACUAAUGAUUACACCUUAUAUCCGCUAGAUGCAGGCAAGAGUGUGUAAUGCGGUAUUGAAUGUGUCACUGUCUGUCACCUCAAAAUGUUCUCUCAACCUGUGUACACCUAUGUUGUAAUCUUUCAUUCAUAGGCUAGGUUGUAGGGAAAAUGUGGGUAUCAUGUAGUAGCCUAAACCUAUCGCUGUUACAUUGAACUGGGUGAAUGGAAUAUGAAUGACAGUAAUCCAAUAUGCUGUAAUAGAAAUAAGGCCAUGCUCAUGAAAAAAAAAAUGGUACUCACACAUCUUAAACGGCGCUGACCACCACUGCUACACAUGCAUGUGUGUGAUCAGGUGGGUAGGCCUAAGUGUGUGAGUUACGCAACUCCAAGUCACACAUUCAGUGUGACUGCCUCUGCUUGGCCUAAUGCCCAAGGCUCACACAUCGAGAGACAUCAAAGUAAUUGCCUGCAUCUCACACUAUUCUUCCAAACUAUUCCAAACUCCUUACACAACCACAGGACUCUCUCAUAGUUCUUGUCAGACACCUCCUGCAGCCUGUUUCUGUGUCGAUUCACUAGCAGAAUGCUGACAGCUAACGCUAAUACUAAAACGCAACCAACAGCUAAUGCUAACAGCUAGAGCUAGCUAGAGCUAGCUGCUGGAGAGUAGUCAAGGACUCAUUUUCUCCAACUGUCUGAUGGCCUACGUCACACUGUGAACUCAAUGAAAGAACAGUUUUCCCUCUCUCUUUUGUUCUCUCUCUUUUUUUCCCCUCUUCUUCUACUUUCUAGGGCCCAUAGUCGUAGUCUGGCUGACGAGACUCACAUGGUCAGCGAGGGAGAGUUGUGCUUAUUUCUGGCUGAGCUUUGAUUGGUUCUCUCAGAUGUUUUUUCUUCUUCUUGGGGGGUUGAGAUGAGACCUCACGUUGUUUGGAUUUUGAAAAUCCAACAGUUGUGAUGGAAGGGGGUGGCGCUCAGGGGCUGUGUGUGGUUGUCCAUGGUGGGUGUUUUAGUGAGAAAGACACAGAGGAGAACCAAUCAGUAAAAAAACACAGCCCCCUACAUUAUCGACGCAUCAUGCUGACAACAUCAAGAGCCUUGCCAGACUCUAAAGUCAGUGUGUGUGUGUGUGUGUGCGCACAUUGUGUGCGUGUGUGCAUCCAGUCAAUAUAGUAAAACUAAAGCACCUAGUGUUUUAUUUUUCUCUUCCAAUUCUCUCUUUCUCUCCCUCUCUUGUUCUCCAUUUUAUUAUACCUCCUAUCUGGCUUAAGUAAACGUCAUUGUAUCAUAGGACUGCUGUUUGUUGUGUAAUGAUUGAGGAAAGUGCUUCGGGCCCUUUGAGCUGAGAGAUUGGCUGCCCUACUUCUGACCGACUGUGUCCGUCUCUCUAUCGGUGUGUGUGUUCAUCUCCCCUCUUACAUCUCUUUCCAACUGGCUGCUUUGCUACAUAGAAAGCCUCAAGGUCUGUUUCUCUCUUCUCCUCUUCUCUCUUUCACACUCUGUCUCUCUUGCUGUGUGUGUGCUUCUCUCUCUCUCUCUCUCUCGCGCUCUCUCUCGCGCUCUCUCACUCUCGCGCUCUCUCUCUCUCGCGCUCUCUCUCUCUCUGUGUUUGUUUGUUUGCACAGAACAGUAGAGUAUAGUUAAGUAGAGUACAGUAGACAUCAAAACUAUGAAGUAACACAUGAGAGAGUGUGCAAAGCUGUCAUCAAGGCAAAGGGUGGCUACUUUGAAGAAUCUCAAAUAUAGAAUAUAUUUUGAUUUGUUUAACACCUUUUUGGUUACUACAUGAUUCCAUAUGUGUUAUUUCAUAGUUUUGAUGUCUUCACUAUUAUUCUACAAUGUAGAAAAUAGUACAAAUAAAGACAAACCCUUAAAUGAGUAGGUGUGUCCAAACCUUUGACAGGUACUGUAUAUCGAAGAACUCUGUCUUUCUCACACACACGCAGCUGUAUCUGACAGAUGGGACCACAGUGUGGUGUCUGCUGUGGUCGGUCUCUGUGGUCUCAACCAGCAGCACUGUUGUUAAAGUAACACAUUAUGUGUAACACACCUAGGUGUCACGAAUCCCCCCGGUACUGCUGCUCAUUCCGUUCACCAGCUCCGGAGGUCUACGUCACCGGUCUUCUAGGCGUCACUGACCUGGAUCAUUACCACCAACUGAUAGAUUCAUUUGUAUUUUAAGAAUAAGGACUAAAGGAUUUCACCCCAAAUACAGUAUAAAAAUGUGUGAACGAUGUUAGUUAUAAUUUAGUGUCAACCCACUAACAGAGGGGCGGGGAGUUAGAAACUGCUGAGAAAGCAUUCCAGGGUGAAGGGCACUAAGAAACUGUUUAAAGGUGGGCAGAGCAAAGUGCCUUUGUGUGUCAAGGGAUAUAAAAGCUGUAUGUAUGUUUUUUGGCGCCAGAGCUCCCCAUGAAUAAAAAUACAGAUCAUUCUUGCUGGUAGCGGACCUUUGCUUAAUUCAUGAUUAAACCAGAGAAUUUACACCCUCUGGGAAUUAUUCAGAGCAUUAAGUUUGAUUAAUUCGAGAUAGAAAUUCUCGUGACACCAACCCCGGACUGUCUUGUCUCAUUACGCACACCUGGUUCCCAUUCCCCCUGAUUAGCAUGUGUAUAUAUGUGCCCACUGUUCCCCAUUGUCCUUGUCGAUUAUUGUCCCCAUGUCCGUUGGUCUCGUGAGUGCCUGUGCUCUGUUGUAUCGACUUUCGUGCUACGUGUUACUGUACAUUGUAUUGCGGUUUACAUACCGUGUAAUUGUGCACUUGUUAUUACGGGUCUCAUCCCGUGUAUUAUUUAGAGGUUUACACCUCGCUCCUCUGUUUGGGUUACAACCCUGUGUUUUUAUUUAUAUAUAUAUACACACACACACACGUGUUUGUUUUUGGCUUCGUCCCUGUUGUUUUUCAUGACGUACCUUAUAUUGGGUAGAGAAAUAAAAAAUCCUAUUACGUAUUCAUGCGCCUGUCUUCUAUCAUUAUACAACGUGACACUAGGGCUGUUACGGUGACCUUAUUACUGCCACACAGGCGGUCACGAGUCAUGACGGCAGUCAAAUUCCACGUGACCGUGUAGUCACAGUAAUUAGGCUUCUCCAAGCUCUGAUGCUGCUGCUGGUCAUUAGUAGCCUACCAAACUUGCUAACUGCCUGGUACUCAGCACUAUAUUGUCCCUCUAAUCACUCUGAAAUCAAUGUCAUCGAAAAUCUAAUCAAACACUUCAUGAGAGCCCAUGAGGUCAACUUUCCUAAUAUUAAGCACAUUGCUUCUCUUUACAACAGGAGUAUAGCCUACCUGGCUGGCAUGAAAAUGAACCACAGGAAAAGCAUCCUCCAUUCGCUAUUUAAGUGCAUACGUAGAUGACAUGUAUUUCGAGACGGGUGCAUGAUAAUGGUCCAUUCUAAAUCAAAACAAAUUUCACACAUUUAUGUAAAGACAAGAUUAAAUCAAGAAUAGUGUGAUGGGUGACAAUAUUAGCCUAUCACUUGUGAAUGAGAUAUUAUCACUUGUGAAUGAUGCCCAGCUUAAGGCAAGAAACAGCUAAUGGUUUUUUUGCGACUUUUUUCAAAUCAUAGUCGCACACCUCAUGUAACCUAGCCCAUAGGCCUAUAUGUUUUAAUAAGGUUUGUAUCACAACUAAAGUGGCCAAAUAACUUCUUAAAAUGAAGCACAUUAAUCCGCUUUACAACGGGUGUAGAGCCUAACUGGCAUACAUAAGCAGCGCGUGAGUUUCAAGUUUGGGGAAGAUAAUUUUCACCAUAAAAAUACACCUUUAUAAUAAAAGCAUUACAUGUAUAAUCACAUUUGUGGUCACUUUUGAGAAUGGUGUUUUCCGCUAAUGGAACAUUCGCGUUUAUAGCCUACUGCUGUGUGCGCAUUGCUGCACUUAUAAUGUGAAGGAAUAGCCUAAUAGUUUAUCAACAUUUUAAGCUAAACGUUCUCAUCUGUUGCGUCAGGCUCAUUGCUUAAAACAGUUUUUUUAAUGCUAGUGGUUGUAUUAAUUUGGGAUGUAUCGCACCCCACAACUGUCCCAGACUAUGUUUGGAAUAUUUAUUUCUCGCACAGAAUAGAAUAGGUCAACUUUUGUACUAUGGGGGAUAGUAGAUUGACAUAGGCUAGUGCUUUUGCUGUUCGUUAGGCCUACUUAUCUUGUUAGUUGACGAAAAGUAAAUGUGGAUAGUUCUUCCAAAAUCUUCAAUAUGCACCUCGUAAUUGGAUAAGGACGCGCGCAGUUGCGUCCCCGAUGUGUCUGCCUUCACUUGUAGCCUGUGAGAAAGACCCGAUCACGUGACUGAGAGCCAUGUGAGUGAGAGGUGCUACGGCACGCAGCCGGGAGAAGGGAAUUAUAAUUAUUAUAUUUUGCCCAAGGGCACAACGGCACUGGCCGCAAAAGGCAUGGAUUUCUUUGGGGGGCAUUACGGCCACACAAAAGGGAUGCAGCCGAGCAGAGCUCAUGGCUUUCAUGCAACUUUUUUUCAAAUCAUCAUUAGAGUCGCAUCAUGCAGCCUUAGAAUGUAUUACAAAUCUAAAACAUAUUGCCCAAUGUUUGUAUCACAACUAAAAUUACAUAAAUAACUCUAAAUUAAGCAUAUAGGAGUACCUGUUUCUUUGUUAACCGCUCAACACAGAAUAGCCGCAUGUGCGCACUCCCUCAAAUCCUUUGGAGAAUAUAUCCUUUCUAUUUUUUUCAGCGAUGUUCAACUGUGUUCUUCAUACUAUAAAAUAUAUAUAAAUAAUGCCACGGAAUUCUAAGCAGAUCUUGUCUGCUAAAUGAACUAGUGUAGCCCACAGCCAUAUGGCAUAGCCAGAUCAGGACCUAACAUAAGGACAACUCAGAGUAUGCUAUUCUGUUCUUCUGAAAUAUACUUAAUUUUCUUCAUAUCAUGUUUCUUUAGACCUGUCUAAAAUAAAUAAUGGAUUUAUUGUGAAGGUGUAGGCUAUAUUACAUGGAUUUAUUAGACUUUUUAAAAAUGUAGAUGUUCCAAGGGUCUGCAUCAGUGGCUUGUAGGAUAUGUGUGGAAGCCAGGAGAUGCUAAAUAUGUUUAUGUUAAUUAACGGUCAAUUACCGUGAGACUGGCAGUUAUUUGCUUGACAAUCACCAGCUGACAACAUUUUAUGACCGCCACAGCCCUAAACACACAACAACAUUCUGACAAGCCGGUGCCCUUGAACAAGCCCCUAACUAACCACAACGCUUUAACAAACCCCAACACUGACAGUCCGCUGCAGUCUUAAACCACACUGGCUAUCAUGUCAGUACUCUUCUCUUAAAAUGCUAUUCUACUUUAUUGCCAUAAUUAAGGCCAAACUAGCUCUUAUGACGACAAUGUAAAGCCAAGCUAUGAGUUGUUGUCAUCACCUAUGGGUUUCUCCCUUUAACCAGACCAUGUCUCCUUUCCUCUCCCAUGUGGUCUGGUCCCCUGCUGUGUUUAGCCCUGUUUGUAACCCUGUUAUAGAGCCACUGUAGGGGGCAGGCCUGCCAGCCAGUGUUAGCCCAGGGCCCUCUCUCCCAGCCCUCUCUCCCAGCCAACCCUCUCUUCCACUGGGCUAGAUUGUUCGCUAAGCACUGCCAAGAGUGAAGCCCAGGAGCCCAAUCAAUAACAUGUGCAGUCAAGUGGAAAUCACGCGUCUCGUACACACACCUAUUCACGCACAUAUACACAAACAGAUACGCAUGCGUGCGCGAACACACUCACGGAUACACUUGCGGAAACACACACUCACGUUUAUUUUACUAUCCUUGUGGGGACCAAACAAUUGAUUCCUGUUCAAAAUACUAUUUUCCCUGACCCUUACCCUAACUCCUAACCCUAAUUCUAACCCUAACCCUAAUUCUAACCUUAACACUAACCUAACCGCUUAGCCUAAAAUAGCCUUUUUCCUUGUGGGGACCGAUGAAAUGUCCCCACUUGUCACGAUUGUCCUUGUUUUACUAUCCGUGUGAGGACUUCCGGUCCCCACAAGGAUAGUAAAACCAAACACACAAACAGACACACUUCACACACCUGAACUAGGUCAACUAGUGAACACACAAUGUCAGGAAGAGGAAAAGAAGGAACGGUCGAAGGGCAGCAGAACGUGAAGCGCAACAACCAACGCUGCCAGCAGAUGAGCCCGAAGAGCCCCAGAUCCCACAGCACGCCCCGAAAACAACAUGAGCAGCAGAGAGGUGAGGAAGAGGAGGACAAGGGAGCAGAGAGGAAGAAACGACACCAACCCAAGAGCAACAGCCAGUCCUAA
Coregonus sp. 'balchen' is the source of this 54943-nucleotide messenger RNA. Lineage: Eukaryota; Metazoa; Chordata; Actinopteri; Salmoniformes; Salmonidae. The record is from the annotation of a GenBank genome assembly.